AAUGAAAGUUAUGGGUCACCGCCGGUGCACAGAGCUGCAGAAAGAGAGGGGCAUUCUCAGAUUUCCCGAUUUCUCCCAGCCGAGUCCGCUGUGCCGCUUCCACAUCACGGCAACAGCAAACCGAGACGACGACGACGACGACAUGCGCCCGGCUUGCCCCAACCCUACAAUCAUUUCACCCGGACAUUGUGCUCCGAAGAACACGUAGACGCAAACACGGUGAGUACAUCGAUACACACAAGUCUUGUCGCGGUGUUUUCGGCACAUGUUUGGUACACGACCGAGAGCCCCGCCGCUCGGUCUCCCAGGCCAGGCUAGUGAACGCUGUCUGGCGCAGACGGAGAAUGAGGCCAGUUUUCGGCCUGACUCCCCUUGACUGGAAACAUAAAGCCCCGGCGAAAUAGUGGAGGGUCGCUCGGUGUAGCUUUCUGCUUGUUUUCACGGCAGCGGAGAAAGGAGUCUGGCGUUGUUUUUUCGAAACGGGUCGGGUGGAAGUUUGUACUCAGGAUAGAGCUGUGUGUCCGGCUGCUGCUCUGUGAUUUAAUAUCGGAAUUCCUUUAUGCAGCCGGAUUCCGUAAUGCAGUCCGGUACCAGAGAUCAGACUAACUUGUUUUUGCAACUUUGAAGCCACCUUUAUGUGUAGGGAUUUAAAUAUUCGCCUUAAGUGUGUUUCAACUAAUUAUGCAACAAUGAAGCGGUGAGCCCACACGUUUUAUUGUCUAAUGUGUCUCUUGCACAGAAAAGGCCAACCGAUUUUGGGUGCAAAUAAUAAUUAAAGGUCGAUAUGACUGUCUGCCUCCUAAUCUAAUAGCAUUGCACAUGGCAGAGGUGAAUAAAAGAUCAGCAGGGGAAUGCAUGAAGCAUUACUCAAUUUGUCCAAAUGAUUUUCGGGGUUAAUUAUUAUCAGCAGUGACGGCAGGCUCUGCGUUGUGACACAUGAUGCAUCAGAGUAUUUUGUAGCUACCUGUAGGAAUCAUGAAAACACUAAAUUUGUCACAAAGACUUCCUCACAGUAAGAUCUUGAAAACUAUUCAGUCCUCACCAUUGACUGUUAACAUAAAAUUGACUAUGCCCUACUAAGUUGCAUUGUUUAGGACGAAUUGCUAAAAUAUAAGCUGUAUGUUGUUCAAGAGUUUGCUGGUAUUUGUCAUAAAUGUACAUACUUGUUUAUCUGUGUCUUAAAUAAUUCCACGUUUUACUUCAUCAGCCUACUUUUUACCCUUUGUUGUGGAAAAUUGACCACACAUAUAUAUCUGAAUCUGUUAAAUACUAAAAACACUUGACUAGCUCUGUAGCAAAAAAAAAGGGGGCAGUCCAGACCUGCCUGAAAUCUGUUGCCUUGGGGUGAAUGGGCGUGCAAGCGUGCACCUAAUGUGAGUAAGAGAUUACUGAAGGAGAAUGACUCACGCUCAGAAUGUGUUUGGCAAAGUCAUAAGGACUUUCCCUGCAUUUCUCCUCAGCUGCAGAAGACAUUCUUGUGACUGUAACUUAAAAGCCUUGUUCAUCUGUUUUUCUCUGGUGUCAUGAGAUUUAUUUGACCAGGGUUUCAAAUUUUGUUAUUCCCGAUGCGAGCCAUGUGUUGUUUAUAACGUUCCACCCAUCGCAUGCAUAAAAAAAAAAAGAAGGGCUUAUUCCAUUUGCAGAAUAGAUCAUAAAGAGUGAUUUGCCAUCAUUUGUUUGUCAAAUUUGUGAGGAGCUGAAUCUUAAGUUGCAUUCUAUUUAUCCCUGCCAACUGUUUGUCUGGUUGUUCUAACCCUCCAUCUGACUGCUCCCACUGGCUGCCAAACAUGCUGUGAUCUAGCGCUUUCAGCUGAUGAAGGCUGCCACUGCCGCCGCAGCCAUUUGAUCAUAUAUCAGCAUCCUUUCAUAAAGAUACGCCUGUGAAAUGCUGGGGACUGGGUUAAAAUGCUACACACACAGGUUGUUAAAAUCUUGCAGGCAUGACCGUGCGUGAUGGAUCAAGACAUCCAGCAGUGUUUAGCUGUUUAUCAGAAUGAGCCAUGACCACUGACGAUUCAUCAUCUGAGAUUUUAGGCUUGAAUGGGAGAUGGUAGAAGAAAAAUGAAUGUUUCUUGUCAACCAUAGCUUUCAUUGCUUUAAUGAAAUCUCUCCAAUUCUCUCUCUGCAAGUAGAGGGUUGAUUGUUCCGCAGUGACUCACAGCUACUAUACCAUCUAAUGAUACACAAGGUAACUGUUGGGGGCUACAGUGCCAAACUACAUGCCAGCUCUUGUAUUUUUCCAUGUCAGUGCCCCUUGUAUCCACACUCAGUGUGCAGGGUGGCAGACCUCUCUUUAGAGCAGGGCUGAAGCCAGGCAGCUUUCCAAAACUCAAGUCCCCCCAAGCCUCUAUGCUGGGUAUAAGCACCGCUUUGUGCCCCAGUACUGCUCCCUAUGGUUCUUAUUCAUAUACUACUACAACACCACUGGCUCCACUAAAUACUGGAAUCUACAAUUGGAAGUGUCCCCAGAAAUGCCUGCUGUUUGACAGACAAACUCAGAUGUUUCCUCAUUAAGUCGAGCUUUUGGAUUAAUAUGCUCUGACUGUAGCAUUGUAGCCCGUAGAGUAGUUUGUAUUGCUGCCCUUUUUUUUCCGCCUGGAAUGUGGCUGUGGCAUUUUUUUGCUUAAGCUCUGCUAUCGUGAGGGGUAUUGGAGAGCAGGAGCAGAGUAAAUACAUCUCAAACAGCACAGCAAAACCCAGUAUUAGCAAAUGAUCCGAUAGCAUCUGUAAUCCUCGGGAAAACCUGGAGAGUUGUUUUUGAAUAGCGUUAGCCUCCAUCAGAUAGUUGGCAGGCCCUGAGGGUGUCCACAUGUGUGACUGGCUGGCUAGGCUAGCGGCGCGGUCGACUACAGUAUGCAGGCAGAUCAGAUUACUGAACGAUUAGCCAUGGCCUCCUAUCCCCGGCCCGGGGAAAUGAUUUUCCACUGUCAUAAUUCCCUAGACUGAAUUACGCAGGCCACUGACUCAGAUACUCAAUACUACAGUUCUGAGUAGAGCAUGGGAUAACUGUUGCUGUCUGGAGAGGGGAGAUAGGUUAAGAGUGGUUGUAUUACUGUUGAACUGGGGAACAAAAUAGUUUCUAAUUUCAUUUUGUCAAAGAGCUUGGCUGCUUGCUGUCAAGUGUGAAAGGCAGUGUUACCCAAGUGCAACAUCCGUAGCAAAGGGCAGCCUUCUUCAGUACGAUGUUUAGCUGUUUUUAUUGUGACCUCAUCGUGAAAAACAGCUGCUGUAAAACAGUCCUGAAACUCUUACCCGUCCCUCGCAUGUUGUGCUAUUGUGAGAUGUGUAGGUGAUGUAAAUAAAAUGGUCUCUAGUGGAGUUUUGCUGAAUAGAAAGAUAGAAAAAGAAAGACAGAGAGGAAGACUUAGAUUUGAAAGAGUGGAAAAGUGGGAGAGGCAAGCCGAUGGAGGUAGGACUAUGUUUCCAAGGUGCUCACCCCCCGAGGCAGGAAUCUGAUACAUUCCAGAGGCUCCUGUAUCCAGACGAAUAAUGGUGACUAGGGUGUUGCAUUUCAUCAGAUGACACAUGAUUGGAGUGUAAAGUGCUGGGAAAGUAAGAGCUAUGUCAUAGGCUCAGAGGUAGCCAGCUCCGGUUGCCUGAGGGAUCGGGAAGUACGCCAGAAGAGCGGGACAGGUUAUGUGAGAUAUGGAUUUAUCUUCUGCAGAAGACAGCGUGGCUUUUAUAGCUCUUCUCUUGUUAUCGCACCCCGCCCACUCACCACCGCUUCGAUGCAGACAUUUAGGAUUUCAGGCGACACUCUGAUCCCGACAUGUAGCAGGAAAAAAACACUUGAAAUGUCUUUGGCACAUUGCACGCCAUUGUUUUGUGACAGGGCUCAUAUUGGCAGCUGAAGAAAGAAGGUUUGGCACUUUAACGACUUCUGAAAAAUAAUUUAAAGUUAGUAAGUCCUGUUUUGCCUUUCUCUUGACAAGUCAUGGCAUGAUGCUGUUUUCCAAGUCUAUAAUUGUCUGAAAACUGCAUGACAUAUUCACCUUUGUCUACCUCAGCACCUGUGAUCAUACAUUAUCAGAAAUCUGAUCCAUGGGCUUAAUUUCCUUACUAAAGUGGAGUUUCUUCAACCCCGGAAAUUUGUUCUCGCCGGCUCUUAAGCUAAAGGCUAUUUAUACUGCAGAGACAGAAAAAAAAUACCCUGUUUUAUUUAGUGGUCAAAAAACAAGCUGUCGAGUGUUAAUGGACUUCACCUCAGCCUUUCCGGCGGACCCUCAGGGUGCUGCGCGUUCAUACACUCGGCAAGGGAGCUCUCAGCACUAGCCUGUUAAUGAAGCCAUUUCCAGAGAUGGAGAGAUGCAGUAAUGGGAACGCACCACUUCACUGCGGGAUAUUCUAACCCCGUCCUCAUCAUAAGUGCUAUCAGUCAUCCGAUACGAUUAGUUUUUUUUUUUUUCCUUUGUCCAUUUAGCUGCAAGGAAGGCUCUUUUCCUGACUCAAGGGUUAGCGGUACGUCUAAGUGUGCACACGUUGCCUUGGUUUUGCACCCACACUCACUUCGAACAUGUUAGAAUGGUUUUGAGAUUUGCACUAUGACUACAAAAGUGAAAGGACAUUCAGUGCGGUGUUUAUAAAUGAUGCUGGAUCUACGGUUUGCUGUUAAAAGCUGACCAAUGUGAGUGCAUAAGGGGGCAGACAGGUGGAGGGAAGGUGGAUGUGCAUGUAUGUUUACCUAGUUAUCUGGUGGCCUCUGCUGGGUCUGGCUACACCACAGAUACCACACACACACAUACUCACUCACUCACUCACACUCUCACCUACUGAAGAGCUGUAAUUGUGUAAGCCCACACUCAUGCAUGCCUCAGGUUGUUGUUCACCGUAUACAACCUGCAUUUAUUACAAUGAAAGGUUUACCCUGUAAAGGUUUGCCCUGCAGGAAAGAAAUGUAUAAAAUAAAUCAUACAGGAGUUUAAGUUGUAGGUACAAGGGAAAGGAUAUUCUAUGUUGCUUAAAGAGAGAAAAAAAAAUUCCCAAACUUGGUGCUAUUGUACCCUUUGAUUGCAUUUUGUCAAACCUCCCUGGAUUACAUACAGAUAUAUCCUGUUAAAUAGUCGUACUUAUCAUAAGCAAACCUGCACUGAUUAACAGAUGCAUUAUACUGGCUUACUAUCAUUUAGGCCACUAUUUCUAACACUGAGGUGACCUACCUUGAUUUAAACUGCAUGGACAGAAUGUGAGACAUAACUUUCAGGAUUAAACAUGACACCGACUGCCGCCUGAAAUCAUAAAAGUUUCGUCAGCUUCUCCGUAAAACAGCUGAGAUAAACACUAAGCUUAUAUGAGUAGUCUGUGUCCUGUGUUUGCACUGUUCCACACCUCUGCCUUCAACUUAAAGGAGACCUGUUAUGCUGAUGUUAGACGUCCAUACUAAACCGUGACACAGAUGUUAUAUCACCCCUGGAUGUGUUAUUUGUGUUCUCUGAACAGCCUGCUUCAAUAAUUGUGCAAGACUUGGCUAAAGUAUGACAUUCAUCUUAUCAGGACAGUGUUGAAGAGGCCCGAAGGGACGUACACACCAGCACAACAACAGCCAUGGUGUAGUUGUUUGUAGCCACAACUUCACUGAUGACUCCUUUUGUAAACAGAGGCCCAUAUGAGCUUGAGUUAAGUCUCAAAUCUUUACUGAAACCUGGAGUGGUUCUGUCUAUUAAGACUUCCUCAAAGGCUCAAAGAAAUGUUAUAACUAUGUAACAAUAACAAAUGUGUUAUGGGAAGCUAACAUGGGUGCCUUGGGCUAGCCUGUAAAGGUUUAACUUCUGGGUUGUAUCAUGUCCAAAAUGAAGACUUUCAGGUUGAAUAGUGCUGAAAUGAGAUUUUAACGGAUGCUUGUACCGCAUAAAUAAAGAGUAUUUUGAGCUGUGUAUUUUGAAGAGCCAUUCUGUGUUUCCCAAACUGACAAAGUAUUAUAGGUCUCCUUUAACCAGAGGUCUGGCUGUUGUAUGAAGGCUGUAUUCUGUGUUCCCUAACCAGAGUUUAAGCUCACAGUGGUGUUAUAAUGAGCAGAGAUGCUGUAGGAACGUGAGGAAUGAACAUCUUCACAAGGCCACAUCGAGAUUUUUCAGUUUUCCUUUGUAAGCCUGUGAUGAUAGACGGUGUUGUUUGGCACAACUCUACUACUACAUAAAAAUAGACUUAUUGCGAGUACAUGAUUUCUGAUGCUUGAUAUCAGAGCUGGUUUGCCCAUCAUGGCAUCCCACCGGAACAACAAGACGGUGUAAACUUUAGAAGGCAUCUGGUGCCCAGCGCUUCUGUUCCCCUCUCUCCCCCUCCCUCUCUCCCCUGUGUCUCGUACCCUCGGAGCAGACCGCGACACCACAGCACACCACACUACACCACAGCACACCACAGCACAGCAAGUCAUCUGGUGUCCAGUCGGCUCCCAUCUGUGAGUGCAUUUGGCUGCUCUGCCGCAAACAAAGCAUUGCUGCAUGCAAACUGCUACAUAUAAACAGUGAGCCCUGCUAUCUAGUUCAAUCUCUGGGUGGAAACUUUGAGUUUUGGGUUAUGGGUCAUCACCAUUUCAAUUACUUAGUCUGUAUUGAAGGGAUUGAGAAUCCGCAGUAACAAAGUGACCACAGCGGACAGCAUACCUCCUUUCCAUUUUGAAUUGCUGAUGUGGAAAGAAUUGUAAUGGUGCCGGCUCGAGGUUUAGCUACUGGCAGCUUUAAGUGUAGCCCUCCACUGAUCCGCGGCUGUGCAGUGUCUGCCCAGCCUGCUGUCUCUCAUCCAUCCUGGGUGGUAGGGUAGGGUAUAGUGUCUGUGUGUGUGUGUGUGUGUCCCUGUCUGUGUGGGACAGGUGUUGGAAACCCCGAGGUCAGUCCACAUGCAGCUGGGGCACCUAGACAGGGAGACGACUAGAGACUGCAAAUGACAGCAGGAUGAAUGAGCUUUGUUUUUCCAGGCUUUGGACAGUUUUAUUCAGAGAGCGUGGCUUUGAAGGGGGUCAGUUGUGACGGUCAGGUGGUGUAACGGCUGGCUGCUCUCAGUGGGAAUGGCUGCAGCCGCGAGCCUUCGCUCCUCACAGAGACUUGAGGGUGUUUGGGUAAAGAAGCAAAACUAAAGGAACCAUGGUGGGUGUGCAAGCCUGCAAACACAAACACCACCCUACCCCUCCUGUGAAGUGUUAAGUGGCCGGAUGUGUUUGGUGAAUGGGACACAGGUGUCUGGGCCGGGCUGUGUGUGCCUGGCCAGAGGUCCGUGUUUGUUUUCUCUCUGUAAUGGCCCCCAGCUCAACCAGAGCUCGUUGGCUCUCAAUGGACCGGGAUUGAGGUCCUGUUUUUUUUUUUUUUUGUCUACUCUGAGUCUGAGCAGUGAAUAAACUUGAGUCAAGAAAAUGUGAAUGAAAAAAAAGAAAUGUUUCAUUUUUUUUUUCUGUCUUCUUUUCCCGUUUUCAUUCCAGUACUUCAACUUGAAUCACGGUCGUCUUGGGAGUUCAUCUUUGAAACCAACAAGAUGAGAAAAAGUUAUUGGUGGAAAAACACUGAUAAGUCACAUUUUUGCUGGCUGUCGGUUACAUUCUCUACAUGCAUCGCACUGCUGCUGUUAUGAUGAUAAUUAACCUGUUGAUUUUUGUAAGGGCUGAUAGGUUAUGUUAAGGGAUUUAUCAGGAGACUUACCGGUAUAAAACUCUGCUAUACUGACACAAAUGUUGGGACCAGGGCAAGUCUAAAUGAAACGCAAGUCAUCCUACAACAAUGCUGAGCGGGGCUGGUGCUUUUUGAGAUUCCUCUUUCCGCCUUUAUUCUUGCCUUUAUCCCUGCAUUGCCUCUGAUCUACCCCAGCAAAGCAGGCGUUUGAAGUUGUCAAGACUCUGGCUUUGCUGUCGAGUCCUCAAAGUGCUCAUGUGACAGGUAGAGAAGAGCUGGAGGGGAGUAAUGUGACUCCCACAUAGUCCACAGCCUCCCCGGUCUCCAUCCUUCACACCCUGAGUCCCCCCCAUAUCCCCCCUGUUCUCAGCAGGGUUAGUCUCCUUGGUGAUGUCACUUUGCCAAACUCUCCUUUGUUGAGUCGCAGCCCAAAGGUGCGCUUUGAGCUCCACUCUGAGACAUGUACACACACAUGCAAACAGCCCCACGCUGUGUCCUUCCCAGGGGGAGUGGUAGGGUGAGGUAAUGGGUUGUUAACCCAUCAGCCACCUUGAUGUUUGGGCACAGUAGCGUCAGCAGUGGCUUCUAUCUGCUCCCUGAUCUGAUUGUUUGAGUGACCCUGUGGCCUCCCCAGAUGGCCAGCCUUCAGAGCUGGGUUAUGAUAACCAUACAGUUAAUAUCUGUCCCACAUAACUCCCCGCCCCCCUCCUUCGCACACUUGCUUGCCUCAAACUCUGCUCUCAUUUCUCUCUGCCACCCUCUGUGCUAUUGUGUCUGAUGCCUUCUCCUGAGUGCCCCUGUUUUAUUUCUUUAUUUCACUCAUCUUUUUAAAUUCCAGAAUCCAUUUCUUUUAUCCCCAGGCACAAAGGGCGAUGGCAAGAGACGCAGUCGCAAAUUAAAUUUGCUCCCCUCGGACGUGGGCACGAUGGAACCGUAGAAGGGGAACGAGAGCAAAGAAAGCUGGAGGAAGAAAGCCCAUUUCCCAUGCAUUACUGUCUCUAUCCUCAGGGUCCGUAGUGGAGAAACACCAACACCUCUAUCGCUCUUUUUUCUCACUUUAAUUUUCUUUUUCUUGCUCCCUCCCUCCCCAUCAUGCUCUCUCUCUUUUUGCCGCUGCUCUUUCUUUUCACGCAGCCUAACCUGAAGGUCUCGCUGCUCUUGCUUCUGCUGCUAACACAAUCUGACCCAGUUUAUUAGUUUGGGUCUAGUGAAUCAUUAAUCGAGGUUAUCUAACUGUUCCUGUAAUGAUUCCACUGUGACUCGUGUGUCAGAGCCUCUCAGUGUUCGUACGCGAUCAAGCUCUACCCUUGUGCUUCUUGCUUUACACUCAUUUGUACCCUAUCAUAACCAUCUUGCGGAAAAAAAUCAUCGUCCCUCAAGCUACACUAUAUGUUUAAUAGGUGUGCCAUGCACUGUAAUAUGUCAUUGUGUCAGAGCACAAUGCGAGGACUAAGUGCACUGAAUGCAAAUUAAUCUUGUGGGAUGGCAGCGGCUGAAUAGAGUGCGGUUUUGGGGGAAAGGAGGGGAGCAAAGGGAGGGACAGAAGGAGGGCUAAUAGUGGCGACAGAGAAGAGAGGGAGAGAAAAGAGCAUGUGAGGGGGAGGUGGAGGAGGGGGAGUGGGAUGUGGGAUGUAGUCAUCGCCAGGCCCAUUCAUCAUGCAAUGCCUGCUGGGAUGCACCGGGGUCAGUCCCGCACAACACAAUUACAGCCUGUUCUGGUGUGUUGUGCUGGGCUCCACUGUGUUCUGACUGUGUUCUGUUGCCUUUUGUUAGAUUCCCUCUGUUCGAGCUCUUGUUUUCCCCUCCGUGUGUUCUUUUCUGUGCUGCUCUGUGUUCGGUGGCACAUUUCUCAUCCACUUUUUUUUUCCUUCUUCUGUUACACAUUUUUGAUCUCGCCUUUCAAGCUAUCACUAAAUGAUCUGCGGCUGCAGUUCUUUCAGCAAAACAUCUCAAUUAGCGGAGCGUUUCUUUUUGUUUUUGUUUGCGUCUUUGAGAUUUAAACUCUCUACUUUGUCCCUUUCAAUUAAGUGUGUAUUCUUUUGCACAUGUGGUGCAGCGGCUAGCUGGGCUGUUGUAGCGUCGAUUGCAAAAAAGCCGUCUUUCAUCCACAUCUGACUCGCAGCCGCUAGCUUGAUUUAUGUGAUUGACAGGCCUGGUUAGCAUGAGGGUGUGAGAUGCUAGCGAGCAUGUUGUUUACCCUGCCUGGCUGACAGUCCUCCAUGAGGCUACAGAUGUUUCCACAAAGCUGUAAAUAUCCGCUGUGUGCUCUAAUGUCAGCUGGCAGCGUAUCCAAUCAUAAGGAUAUCUCUGUCUUCCUGUCCGUGUCUAUUCUUAAUACAGUGAAAGAGACUUUUUCCUGCCAGGAAAUCUUUUGGUGGUCAGAGGCUCUGAAUGAAAACGUCACGCAAGAAUCCUUCGACAACAGCUUUUUAAAGCUCGUAUCUUUUACUUUUGUCAACAUCACUGUGGCAGAUCUCAAGGUUUCACACGGUUGUGUGUUGCUACCACCCUACUGCCAAUCACUACAUGAAAAAUAGCUUCAAGUGCAGACUGAUGAUCUGAUCUGACUCUGAGCACUUCACAAGGUUUAGCUUCAACUUUUUCGGUGCUUUAAGGAACAAACUUUCUUUAGAGACUUGGUACAUAGUUUAUUUUGGAAAAUAUUAGUCACAGGCUUGAGCAAAAUGUAAACAACGGAAAGUUUUGUCAUUUGGAUCAGUAGGCCCUUUAUGUUUCUAUGAUGGUUGUUAUUAAAAGGGAAUGCACCAAUAGGCUGAUCAUGAUGACCCCUGACAGGUGAAAUUAAUAUCACAGAUUGCCUCCUUAAAAUAACUACUGCAAGGAACUAAAGCACAGUUUUAUUCAUGGGGGACUUAGACUGGAUGUGCUGCCUUACAACAAUAAAAACCUAAAAUCAGAUAUUGGCCAAUAUCUCAUACCGAUCUAAUACUACUGUUGAAUGAAUGAACUGUAUACCUUGCCCUGUGAGUCAUGCUUGACUUUAGCCUUGUUAAAAAAAGGAAACAAAUUAACACUGAUAUAACUUUACUCAAUAUUAUUUAUUAACAAAUAACAAAUUUCACAUUAGCACAAAGCAAAAACAAUGAAGACUUUUAUGCAUUAAAAGAAAAAUUAAUUAAAAGAAAAAGAAGACUGGACAGGAACGCUGGAUCGGCGUCAUUAAUCCGAUAUGUGAUCUAAUUAAUAUGUCAAUAUCGGAGCCGAUAUCCGAUCCAAAUACCUGAUCGGUGCAUCCCUAAGCACUGGUGCUGUGAACAAAAAAGUCAGCGUUCAGCCUUGCCUAUCAUGAUAAAAAUAUGAUUGAACUUGAACUAUUGUUGAACAUAGUCUUAAUUCUGGUACCAACUAGAAGGGUGUCACAGAUCAUUUUUCAGAGGUCCAGUUGAGUCCAUGUCUCGUCAUGGCUGUUUAGGCCUUGACCAGACCAGAGGGGGGCCAUCACAGUAUAAGGCAGGUGGCCACAAUGUCAUUGCUAGUUGUUGUAGUUCUUAAGCUGUAAUUGACUCUCUCUGUCUCGGUAAAUCCACCCCAUUUAUUUAAGAUGGGAUAUUGAAUGUGAGUUUAAAAUCAUCAAACCCCAGGUUGAUGUCUUAUGUUGUGUCAAAAAAUAUGUUAAAUGUACCUUCUUAUGGCAAAAAAGCAGAAUACUUAACGAUAAAGAAAAUUCUGUUUUGAUGUUUAAGGAUGAAGUUGUUUCUCUGUAUUUAUUAUAAGACAAAUUAUACUUUAAUUAAGACCAUAAUUAGUACAACUAGUAAAUAUUUUGCAGUAUAUCAUAUUAAUAAUGGUGAAAUAUUAUGCAGCUGAAGUCCCUUUCCAUCUUAGAUUUUUAGAUUCUAAGCCUCAUAUGUAAUUUUUAAGAUUAACCUGCCAAAAAUCCUUGAAAUGAAAAAUACUCAGUGUUCUCUUUAGAAAUGCAUUCUUGGCGUAAACAAGCUGUUUAUUAAACAGCAUGAAAGGACUGCAGGGAAUUGUGGAUUUUUCUUCAGUUGUGUUAUUUCAAGCGGUGAUUUCCAGUAGUUGUUGAAAGAUUUCUUGUUACAGAACAGAGGACAGUCUCAAGCAGAGGUCCCAGAAGUUCGCCUGCUCACUGCGGAUGCAUUGGGUGGAGGGCUUGUUUGGCUUAUGAGGACUAAUAGGAAGCCCAAAGAUUGACUGAAAGGAAUGACAAAUCUUGGCCAGAAAAUGCUGCAGCUUAGAGUAUGGAGCAUCUGGAAACAGUUUGAAACAAUGGAUUGUCUUUAGCAGACUCCCUGUCUAAGUUUAUUGAUGCCUCCCUUCCCUAAGUUUCAUGACUCCUGGCUUCCAGUAAAGGAGCUGGAUGACUGAAUGGUUGACUUAAUUGAUAUCUGAGUUAGUUUUCUGUUAAUUUUUCACCAUUAUUCAUGGGAGAGCUGCAGAAAGAGAUUUAAAGGAGUAACCAGGCAGCGACCACUGCAGCGAGAACCGCUGAGAGGUGGUUCAUUGGGAUGAGGUGCGGAAGGUUUUUUGUGGAUUUUAUAAACUCCAACCAUCUCGAACUGAGAGUAAACUCUUCCCUUUUAGUCAUGUUGUUGGUCUCGUGAUGCAGAGUUACUGCUGACUUGUUAUAUCUAACCACUGCGGUGUUCCCCUAAACUGAGAGAUCCACAACCCUUUGACAGUGAACUGAAUCUGUCUAAAAUAAACCAAAACUAUAUUUUCAAACUCAGAGGGUGUUAUCACUGAUAAUUGGUGAAUGUUCUGAUGCUCCCUGCUGGCUCCAAUCAACAGAUGAAACGUGUGAAAUCUACAGGAGUCUUUCCUUAAUUGGAAGUGGCUUUGGAGCUUUUUUUAAUAACCUCUUUCUUCUAAUAAUACACCCGAACAUGUUAUGGUAUCUAGGCCAAGCUUUUAACCACAUCCCGUUGCGGCAGGCUGGGUUGCCGAGUACACCUGCUCAGUGGCUCUUUUACCUGCAGACGCAGUGGUCUGUCUGUCGUUGAGUCCCUCUCUGGUGUGUCCUAAUGAAGCCGGGGAGAUGUGAUGACAUGCCUAGCAUCUCACUCUUCACCUAAUUGUGUUGAUGUUGGAGCUUGAUAUCAGUGCUGUGGUGGUUAAUCUUCCCUGUGAGAGGAAAUGGCGGAGUCAUCAAGGGAUAUGGCACAGCUAAUUAGACUUGUGUAUCCUUCCAUGUGCGAGAGAGGAGAUGGGUCUGAAGUGAUGCAGGAGAGAAAAUGGCUUUUCCCGGUUUGGAAGUAAGUCUGUGAUUGAAUGGGCACUGAAAGGUGCUCCAAAAGCUUGUCUGGAAUUUGAAGUAUAUUUUCUAAGUUAAAGUGGUAAAUGACAACAUCCACUUUCCAACAAAAGGAGAAAAAAGGGAGGAAGCCUCAACAUUCAUUACAGCCUGACAUUUUGCACAACUCUACAAAUCACCAUCUCUGAGGGUCUGAAAUUAAAGUCAUUUGAAGUAGUGCACAAAGCAAAUGACCCACCGGUACAAUAAUGCUGUUUUUUUGACUUCAUCAGCCCCUGAGGAAAAGCUGUUAAAAGGUUUGACUGAUUAGGGCCUGAAGCCACCGGCUCUCAAUUAGACAGAAGACAAAGCUUCAGCCUUCGCUGCUGGAAAAUCACAAGUAAUGAAUUAGUGAUAAAGGUUUAAAAGACAACACCAUUAGUGGGCCAGGCGGGAGGAGGUGGGCUCCUUUCCUUGCCAUUUGCAGAGGAGAUAAUUUGGAGUCUACAGGAAACACAAGUGAAGCGCCCCAGAUUCCCUUUUUUUAUUUUUCUCUUAUAAAUUAUCUGAUUUUCUUCCCCUCUGGCCACCAGUGACAGUCAUAUUAACCUCGUCUGUGCUGCGCUGUCCUCAUGUGACCUUGAAGUCCUCCCUGGUGAGGAGUGGUCAACUGUUCUCACUGGAGCUUGUAAUGCAAAAUGAAUCCAUCGCUCCAGGGCUGGAGGAUCAAAUAAUAUAUUAAGAUUAUGUUGCGGGCUGUCGCGCAGCACUUGGGUUGAGAAAUACUAUGCCAGCAGAAAAUCUUGCAGAGUCAUGCUUUGAUUUUUUUCAAGCUGCCUGAGGGCUUGUUUGAUUUAGUUUUAGAUUACGAGCUAUGGCAGGGACAUCCACACCGCUCGCACCCUCCCCCACUCAAACUUUCUGACCGCCACUACAGGGCUCGUAUUCAUCGUCCUGUUUGCCACUUAGUCCACUUUGGUCCAUCUGUGUCCACCUCAGCACUGUCACCUGAGUGACCACUGUUGUGCACAGAAGAAACGGGCACAUCCUUCAGCUGUUGCUUCAGCUGUUGUGUGUCCUGUGCCCACAGGGAGGGCCCGACGCGUCUCCGUCUCUGUUAUUAUAGGCUCUUUAACAUAUUUACUGUUUAUUGCAAGGUUUCACGACACUUUAAAUCUGAAUAUAGACUCAUGGUGGUCUUUUCACAAUUGGUAUUUUAUGUCACAAUGCAUUUAUUUAUUGCAUUGCUUAGAUACCCAAUCUAAGCUACCAGGAUUUGUUACAAGGCCAGUUUCAAGGCUCAGUAUAACGGUCCUGUAAGUGACACUGGUCAGUGGUUGUGGUUUUCAUGGAUGUGGCGGCCUUAGGUCAGCAUGCUUGUGCUGCAUAAUGCGAGCUGUCAGUGUUUUAUCCCACUGCUUUAAGCUCUAGCCUUAGUUAUUUUUGACCAAAAGUGAACUCAGAUCGGACAAAAUAAGCCAGUGCUGAGCUCCUAAGAGAAAUUAUUUAACACGCCAGAUAAAAUGACAAAAAAAGACUCCACAGAAUGUAACAGAAUGUUAGCUUUUCUAUUAAAUUUUUAAUUUUGCUGACAUUCAGAGCAACUUUCCCACUCGCAGUUAAUUUCUGACCUCAUUACAGAGAAAGGAAAGAGGUUAAACAAGUAUUAAUGACUACAACAGUUGCUUCCACUGCUCUCACAUUUCAGCAAAGCCACUCUGCACUGUGUACUAAGCUGCCCAGUCUUGUCCCAGAGGUUACUCUGUCCUGUCAUGUGGUUUUUAAACCAGAGACCUUGAGUUACAGCAAAUAUCUCAGUGACCUGGGCGUGAUGUUCACAACAACCUCUGCACUCCUUCUAUCGUGUUUCUAUGAUAGUAACAAAACCCAGCAACAGUGAGCGAAGUGAUGUUCCUGUCAGUGAGGUGUGUGUGUCUGUGACAGCUGUGUAAUGGACAUCACGCUGUCUGUCACUCUCGCAGCCGUCGCGUCACCUUCCCCGCAGCCUCGCCCCUUCAGCUGAUGUAACGGUGACCUCACCCUCCUUAAUGGAAUCCAACCUUCCUUCCCGUCCCCCUCUGCUCUCAUCAGCUUCUUUUCUCUAAUUAGAUGAGGGUGAUUUCAAUAAAGUUACUGUCGUCCUCACUCCAUUAGUUAUAUUAACACUCAGAUUCCUGCCCUGGAGUCGUCUAUCUCUCCUCCGCCUUUCACCGGGGGGGCCAAUCCUCUUCUUUUCAUGGAUCUGUGUAACCUAGUUACUGAGGCCCAGCGGGGGAGGCCAAUCAAUUAAUGAACAAAGGAGCCCGCUCGCUGAGCAGCGGCGCGAGUCUGGGACUAUAAACAGGGCGCUCCCAAAACAUGGUCGCUGUCAGGUCGGUGCUCAUCUGAUGGAUGUUGUUUUGCUUUGUUGUGUUGCGACUGUGUGUCUUGAAGCGCUUUUUCAGACGAGUCCAAAGCUUGUGGAUGCAGCAGUGUUACCUGUUUAAACAACCAAUAUUCAGGGAUUGAGAACUAGCAGAAAGAGGAAUAGGUGAAAGUCUGCGUCCAUCCUUGUUAUACAGGACCGUACUUUAGCUGCAGGUAAAUGGACUGUGGCAGUCACUGACGCUGUGUUGUUGUUUUUGUGCAAACCCUGAUUCCCUUCAGACAAACUGUGGGGCUUAGCCAACCCAAAAGGUAUGUGGUCAAAGGUUAAACGUCUAUAUUCAGUUCUUCUGAUCUGUCCUCUAUGGCAACAAGCUGAUUUAAACAGACAGUCCUCCUCCUCUGCCCACCUGUGCCCCCUCACUGUCUUUCACCACUUUCUCAUCCUUCCCUUUUCUCAAUAAGUCUUUUCAUCCUAUUGAAUCCCCCUUUUUUUCCCAAUGCUUCACCUUUUUUUUUCACAUCCCCUCCCUUCUGUCCCAUCUUUCUUCUCUCCCGCCACCCGGUCUCUCUCUGUCAUCCCCUUUUUUCUUAAUCCGGCUAUCCGUCCCCUGCGCUCCCCUCCCUGGAGUUUCCAGCUCUCUGUCUCCGUGUGCGAGAUCAGGGAGCCGGCUGUUGUAACAAGCUGUUGAAUAAUGUAAGCACAGGGCUAUAGGCCAGAGUUUCAGUUAACCCUUUGAUCUCUGAUCACACAGUGGGUGAGGCGGACACAUCAUAAAUGACAGCUCGACAGCAGGGCCAAGCAGCCCCAAGGCCUUUUCCCUUCCGUCUCUCUCCGACCUCCACCUGAAGGCCAAAGUUCCCCCAUCCGGUUUCAUUGUCACGGCUUUUGUAAGCAGGAGCACAGAGAGCGUCCCAUGCUUUUGUUAUCCUAACAUUGAUGUAUAAUUAAAGGCUAAGAAAGGCAGUGUUGAAUAAUUGAUACUGGAGCAAAGAUGUCAUGGCAUCCUGAACCUUAUCGUACUCAGUCUGUUUCUCGCAGUGUGGAUAAAAGAUUUACUACUUUGCUUGCUUUUCUGGUCAUCUUGUUCUGACUUCACUGAUUCACUCUGGCACCGAGCUUUCUUCUGUCUCCGAGCUUGUAUCAUUAUUUCCUUCAGCCCUGUUUCACCUUUUUGUAUACUGUGUCAAAACACGAGGCCAUGGGCUGCAGAACGGUCUUAUUAAAUCCUCAACAGCAGUCUACUCUGUGUCUGUGUUACCAAUUUGUAUCAAUUAACAGACCAGGUCAGGCAUUUCCAAUCUAAAAAAAAAAGUGUAGCAAGCACACAAGGUCCCAUUAACCCUUUGUAAUCGAUACAGAUCCCCCCCUCCUUAAGUGCUUCUAGUUAGCUUUAGAGCCUCAUAUCCUGAGGCCAGGGAGUAUUGAUCUGUCCACUGAUUGGAAGUUACCCUUCAGGAGGUGAAGGAUAGCGGUGGGACCGGGGAUGUUUUGGCAGGAGAGGAAGGGAAAGAGCGGGUCCUCAUGGAUGGAUCGGCUUACUACUUCCAUCCCCCCACACACACCUGUUACAGCCAGCGGGAGGAAAAACACUCCACCAAUCUGUGCAAGGAAGUGUGUAUCUCAUUGUGUGUGUUCUCAUUAAUUGUUUGUCUGCGUGUCAGAGUGGAAGGUGCUGCUUGUGUGCUUUGGGAGAGCAAAUGGCUGAGAGGCGUAGCAAAUGAGAAAUGUGUUACAUGGGGUUUAUGGUGACGGCGUGUGCCUGAACCACACUGACUUUGGCAGCUGCUGGCCUUUUAUGGACGGGUGGCAGGAGACAGAUUUUGCAUUUUACAUGUCUAACACAGUCUGCUCCUCUGAAUGGGUUUCUGCGCCCAUAACCCACCGCUCACUAAACCGUGUACAUAGAGCAAGACAAAAAUCAACUCCUGCUGUCUGCAAACACAAGCGCAUAUAUACAUACACUCACCUAAAUCUGUCUGGUUGUAUAUAUGUGUGUAUAAGAUGCAUCACCGCUUGGUGUUUAAUCUAUAACUCUGACAGGUUUUCCUUGAACUGACAAGAAAAGGCAUAGCUUUUUCCCCACAUAGAUAUUCAUGCACAUCUCUCUCUCUCUCUCCCUGUCACUCUUUUCUCCCCUCUCCAAACAUAAUGAAAUAUUGCUUUGAUUCCAGAUUGUUGUGUUCCAGGACAUACACCAUGCAUGCAGCUUUUGGAGGCUUGACCCUAUGUGCGAGCCCAAGCUACCUACCCCCUCUAGUAAACUGAUAUUCGUGUGUGUGUGUGUGUGUGUGUGUGUGAAUGUGUGUGUGGUGUCACGGUAGGAUACACAGCAGCUGUAGAGGCGGCGGUGAAGAGGGGAAAUGGGAAGCGCCAGCACAGUAGACAGAGCACAGAUAGACCUGUCAGCUCCGUGACACCCACACAUGCUUCACCCUGUAGUCCAGGGCACGAGCAGAAGAAGGGAAAAGGAGCUCAACUGGGGACAGGUAGAGUGCUAGUACAUCGGAGUAGACACAGUCCCGAUCAAUGAGGGAGUUAAAUCUAGUACUGCAGAAGGAGAGAGUGUUUAAUUUAGAGAAUAUUAGGUGUUUUUCGGAGUGGGUUGGUGGCUAGGGAGGAGGCUUAAAGCUUUUGUCAUUUAACAUCACAUAUAUUUUUAUCUUAGUUAAUACAAAUAAUCUCACAUAAGCCUCUCUUAAAAAUAAAUUAAAAGAUACUCUGUUAAUCGACCAAAACAAUAGGUCAUAUAAAAGAUUCCAGCAAGUAUUUAAAGCUCCUGUGAGGAACUUUUGGUUUGUGUCAACCCUGGUUACCCCUAGUGACAAAAUAGUCCUUGUUUAUCUCGUUUAAAAGGUUAAGGAGUGUCUUUUGAUGUUAAAAAAUCUCAUCUCACUGACGGUCAAAUACCUCAUUAUAGUGAAUAUUUUAUCUGGACACGGUAAAAAACCAGAGCUGCUCCUCAGCUGCUUGGCUGACGCCUACCCCUCGCCCCAAUUUCAGGCAUUAAAAAUGGCCUUGGCCCUCAGGAAUAUCGAUUUCAGUCUUUUUCACAAACAUCAAAAUCUCUCAAUAGCUUCAAGCGCAACAGUGAUGUCGUGUUUUUGGUCUAGGAGCUGUUAUACCUGUGGGUAGAAAUAAUUAUCAGUAAAUACACACAUAUAAUUAGACAAGCUCUGUCAUGAGCAACAACGUAAAGCUCUGCAGCUAUCUCUCGGUUGGCUCGUGAUCCACGGCUCGACUCACCCCUUCUGAAAACUCUCCAGUGUCACAGUUUUGUGUAAAACAUUGGCUGAGCUCCUGAUAGAGUUUUGCUUUUUGUACACAUCCCCCUCUCACGCCCCUAAGCAUGCGACUGCUACCACAAGUCCUCAUGUUUAGGAUGAUAAGUUUCUGGUGAUGCAUCACGUUUGGCUGACACCAAAGACUUCUCUACUAGAGUGGGCAAAUAGCUACUAUUUCUGUCUCUUCACACUGUUUCAAACCUACAUCAAGUUAGUUUCAAAAUCUCCCACAUGCCUUCUGGCUAACGCUAGCUGAGAUGUCAUGUGAGUUUUUUUAACAGUGGCUUCCUCUUUAUACGUGCUAUAAAAGUGUGACUGCUGAAACCCCCAGGCGAGGGGGUUUGUUCAACGAACCGCGUCUCCCAUCCCUCCGCUAUGAAACUGCAGAUUCUUCUGAGCCGCUACAGGCCUCUUGGUGGCCUUCACGCUCCUGCCCUUCAGUACCAUUACACGGCCGUGGCGGAUUUAGUGUGUCUGUAAUGAUUGACCUUACUGUUUAUUCAAGGGAUAAUUCAGUGUGUAUUUUCCCCGUGUUUCUUGUAUAUUCUUUUGUUUCUAUAAUGGAGUUUCUGACUUGGAGAUAAUGACUUUUGUAUUGUUCACACACUGCCGUAUUCAAUUUCAGUUGUGUGCUCAACAUCCAUUUGCAGCCUUUCUUUACACACAGCUGCUUCGUGUUUAAUGUCUGAUAUUUAGCCUGUGGAUAUGUGUUAUUUUAAAACAUAUCAAAUAUCAUUAUGAUAUUCUUGUCAUUCUAUUGUUUUAAUAUUGACAUACUGUAUAUAGAGCUAUUGCAUACAAAAUACUGGCUUGUAAUUUGCUUCAAAUGCAGCGUCACUGAGCCAUAUUGAGCCCUUUGUAGACGUUUUCAUAAAACCCGGUUUCUGUUUGUACUUCAUAAACCAGCCUGUGGUUAUAUGUUAUUUUAAAACAUAUCAAAUAUCAUUAUGAUAUUCUUGUCAUUCUAUUGUUUUAAUAUUGACAUACUGUAUUUAGAGCUAUUGCAUACAAAAUACUGGCUUGUAAUUUGCUUCAAAUGCAGCGUCACUGAGCCAUACUGAGCCCUUUGUAGACGUUUUAUAAAACCCGGUUUCUAUUUGUACUUCAUAAACCAGCAAAGAGGCAGUCUAAGGGGGGGCUUGACUCCUGACUGUAGCUGCUUUAAAAACUGCAACUGAGGCAAAAAGAGAGAGAGGGGGGAGAAAAGCUGCAACUCAGCGUCAUAAAAACAUGCAGGAUUUGUAAUGAUUAGAGCUGCAAUCGGGAGGGUAAUUACUGUUAUUGCAAUAAGCCAAUCACGAAGCGGGGUGUUUCUAUGUAGUCAGAGUUUUAGUGUCUUCAAUUACCACAAUGGGGGCACGUGUCAAGUGUGUACUGUUUGUUUAUGUAGAGCGUUACUGUAUACAGCCCUCCAGACAAAUUUCCACUUCUAUCCACUUAUCUGUUGUUCUUGAUUGCACUUUGAAAGCGAGCUGAUGAUUACGAGUGCAUUUUUCAUGCAGGGAGGAAAAAUCCUAUCCGUUUGAUCUCGCAGGCAAAAUAUGGGCAGCACAACAGAAUCUCAUCUCUUGUGUCAGCUAUUCUUCCGCACUAUGAUAUUCCCAUGGGAACGCAUUUCUGCUGCGCGAAUCACAGUCGGAUCAGUGCGGGCCUGUUUCUUAUCUGGACAUGAAAGAAGGGGAGAUGGAAGAGGGAGGUGUGAAAGGAGGUGGGGAGACAGGGAGAGAGGAGGAGAGGGACGAGGCAGGGCUCCCUCGGGGAUAAUAAUACCUGAAAAUUCACUGGGCGGCAUCUUGAAUCUCACUCAUCAUCAUUUCAUGAGCAGGUAUUGUACUUAACACUAUUAUGCUCCGAGAUACAACCUCUGCUUGGCUGUUUUCCUCAAUCUCUCCCAGAUUGAUUGAGUAGAUUAGACAGUUAUACUGUUUAUGUGUGUGUGUGCCACAGCCUGUGUUACAGCGUGCCUGGGGGAUUUUAUUAUUAGUUUGAUAGUUUUCUUUUUAUUCAUUCUCGCCGUCUGUGAGCUUUGUUGUUGUUUGAUAGCAUCCUUGGUUCACACUGGGUCAGCGGAUCUGUUAUUGCUGUUCCGCUGCAGGUGUAAAAGUCUUAAUAAAACUGUUGUGCUUUAGUCAGAGAUUCUGUGGAGCUGGGGAUGGGUUUCCUCUGCUGAAUGGGAAGUUGAUUUGAUCAGCAGACCCUGCAGCAUGAAACCAAACUCACAAGUGCUGUUAUCUCUGCUUGCCUCUUCCACUCAGAGCCCCCCCUAAACUCCCACACUCUCUCACAUAUUCACGCACAUGGAGAAUUGCUUUAUCCACAAACGGUUUGACUUUCACCUCUUGAGUGAUGCCCAUUGUCUAUAUAAGGAGAGACCCAUUACGAAUCCUCAGUCCCAGUGGAGACAUUGUGCUGCCCGCCAUGCUCCCUUGUCCUUCAGCAGCGUCCUAAGAUGACAGUAGAUAAACAAUGGGAACAAACAGUCACUCCCACCAGCAUUGAUCUGGCUCCCUCUACCCCCUCCCCUCACCAACAACACCACAUUGAUUCCACCUACACUCAAUUUAUAUGAAAGCCCCCCCACCCCUCCGCCCUAACUCUCCCUUCUACCACACUGACAAAAAUGAUAAAUGACCAACCCUGUCCUCCCUCUGCACCACCUCCCUGUGCCGGGUGUUGGCUGUCUAAGGCGCUACAAGCCUAUUCCUCUGCUGAGAAAUCCGACCGAGUGAGCUACCUACUUUCUCUGGACUGUGUUCAUUAUUAUUUUUUUUUACCUCUGCUUUUUCUAUCUUUAGGUCUUUCAUAUAACUGCAACACAUCAAUAUGUCACAAGGGUUAUUCAAACCCUGAGGGAUGUUUUCUAAUGUCAACAAAAAAAAACACUUGGACCAAAAAGGGACGAUUAUCACUGACAUGCUUUAAAUGAUCUCUUUUCCUGUUGCUUAAAAAAGAUAGUGAUCGUUCAGUACUUCCUCUGUCCUUUUGGCUUCAACAUGUUUUUUGUAUCAAAUUGAUCUUGACUGAAUAAGAUAAGAGUUUUGAUCCGCUUUAAUUUGCAGUUAAGUUCGAAGUAUCAGCUAGGGCUGCACAAUUAUGGACAAAAUGAUGAAAUCAUCAUCUUUAAUUUUAGGGAUUUCUCAAAAUAUUUGUUGAUUUAAAAGCUGUUGUAUCAAGCGCCUCACCUACCGCCAAAGCCGAACUAACAAAAAAAAAAGUCUGCCCUGGCAUUUAGCAUCAAACAGCAUUCAAGUUUUACUUUGAGAAGAACUCUGACAUCUUUUUGAUGAUAAUACAGUUCAGUAUGACUCUUUUACAAGGAGUGUUUUCAGUCUGGUAUGAAGAAGUAAAUCAUCUGAACAAUCAUUAAUUUUAUCACAGUACACACGUGUCUUUUGUCUUUAAUCCUUAAAACACAGAGACUAAACUUAAACUUUGUCUUUCUAUUUCAUUAUAAUACCAGCUUAGUUCACUUUUCCUCUGUUCCUCUGCUUUAAACACACCUGAUCCUCCUGAUCUUAGCCUUCUUUGCCGCAGGUGUCACACUGCGCUCUGUCUUUGAGUUGUUCAGUUGUCAACAACAAGCCUCGUCAACAAUAAGAUCACCUGUUUAUGUGAUGGAUCACAAGUGAAACCUUUUGAAACACACGUUGUUUUGAAUUUCUGAGACUUAAUGAAACAGACUGCUGCUGAUUGCUCCAGAGCAGACGGAUAUAGGUGCUCUGAGUUUGAGUAUACGGAUGUGUCUGUGUCGGAGAAAACUUGUGAAAAGCAAACCGAGUGAAUUAUUGUCUCUUUCGAACAAACAAUGAGCAGGUGCAUCACAAUAUAGUAGAACAUCAUGUAAAAGAUGUUUUUACAAGUGUUUCAAAAAAAGGAAACCUUCAUAUAUUCUUUUCAUGACUUGUAAAAUAAAAAUAAAAAUUAAUCCUUUCAUUACUUUAAUUUUGUUAAUGGAGAUGUUGGCUUAUGAGAAUGGAUUAUCUUUAGAAAACCAGGAUUGUAGUGUCUCAAACAAUUAAAACAUUUCCUGAGAUCAAUCAAAAAGCAUUUAAAAUCAAAACAUGUCCAACUUUUGGAGAGCGUUUUUGUUUAUAUGCUCAACACUUAAGCUGCAUUCUUUACCAUGCAGGGCCAAGCCCGUGGCACUGCGUAGGUGUAAACAGGUUGAUUUGAUGGUGGCCCUCAGCCCAUAUAGCUUAUAUAUGUAUUAUUGGCCCAGUUGUCCCUCACUUUUCUCUUGACAGAUGCUCCAUAGAUUCUGUGUGGGGUUCAGCUCAGACCAAGGAAAUAUCACUGUCAGCAAACCAUUUUGUUGUAGUUUUGGCAUUAUGUGCUGGCGCUAUGUCUUGCUGAAAAGGAAACCAUUUUAGUUCACAUGCAAUAAGUUUAUGUUAAAAAAAAAAAGAAAAAUUCGCUUUCUUAAGAUUUUUUAAAAUGAUACUCAAAUUUAUUGAUAUGCAGGAAUAGGUUGUAGAUGCAUAGAAUAUAUCCUACUUGAAUUGAACAAGGCAACGCAAUUCAAAAAAGACAUCGCAUAGCUUUUUUAGUAUCAGUACUAAUCUUGAUUGUCGGAAGGCCAUGGUCGCGACCACAACUGGGGAUGUCCCAAAAUACCAGUGUUGACAGUAUAAGGGUACAGUGACACCAUAAGUUCAUUGGAGUCCUUCACACAGGCUCACACAGCAUAACAGGGAGGAGAGACAAAACAGAAGCAGCUAAUUCUUAAUUGUUUUUAUAGGCCUGGACGAUAUAGAAAAAAAGCAUAUCGAUAAAAAAUAAAUCAUAUUGAUCGAUAUCAAUAAUUAUCGAUAUAAUUAUUAUAAUUAUUUGACAUAUAUUUUAGUUGCAGCCCUGGAUGUUUUAUGCUAUUGCUUAAUGACCUACUUUUAAUAAAGAACACACAAGCACUGAAUUCAAAUUCAAACCUUUAUUCAACCACCUUUUUUAUUUUACCACAACUGAAAGUUUUUUUAAAAAGAACUAAAAAAAAAAAGAAAUCAACUUAAGGGGCCUGAGUGACGUCAGUAAAUACUGACAAACAUAAAGACUAAAGUGACCAGAAAAUCUGAUAAAUAAAUAUUUAAAUAGUCUUUUGAUGAAAAUAAACAAAACAAACAAAUAUAUAAAUAAACAGAAUAGCUUUAGGUGGGAAUAGCAUACUACCAGUUUUAACUGUGUGAGAAACUGCCCACAGCCUGGUGUCUGAACACUGAAAUAUUUCUCCCGGGGUCGGGAGAUUUAUUUUUUUUAAUUAUCAUGUGAUUGACUUGAUACGCAAACUGAGCACGAGAAGCAGGACUUAUCCACGCCGGUGUUGUGUCGUAGAAUGCACCCCUGCCGAAUGCACCCCCUGCUAGUAGCCAUGAUCCAAAUACUCGCGUCUUUGUAAAAUAUGAGGUCAUUUUCUUCCACUUUAAGAAGCUAAUGAGUGGACGGGAUGCAGGUGUGCAUUCUUCUCACCUUUUCAACCCCUGACCCAUUUUCAUGCCUGAAGCGCUGUGUUUGAGAAAUACUUGCGGCCGGGCACUUCAUAUCGCGGGUCGAGAGUGGCUAGAAGCUGGUCGAAGCCAGGCUUUUCAACGGUAGUUAUUGGCAGUAUGUCCCUCGCUAUGGAGCAUGUUACUGCAUGGGUGAUGUCCUUAUGCCGCUCGGACGCUUUGUCGUAUUUUGGCAAGAAACGAAGUCCAGUUUGGUCUGCUUCACAUGCUUUGUGCUGGUGCUGGCAGCGGUUCCAGAGGAUUCCUCCUCCGACGACGUGGAGCCGCGGCGCGGCCGACACAGCUCGUACUCCUGCGGGUGCGAUCGGUUUAGAUGGUAAAACAAGUUGGUUGUGUUACCAGACUUGGUUUUUACCAAUUCUCUGCAAAUUUUGCAAACGACCGCUGUUCGCUUUUUGUCAGACUUCUAAAAACCAAUACAUUGCCAUGCUGGUGAACUACUGACAAUGUCCUCCGCUUCUCCUUGCUGUAUCAUUUUUUCUAAUACACGUGCUGUCUGUUGUGGUUUGAUAGGGGCUGGGCUUGGUGCCGUAGCGUACCUGGGUCUGCGUUUGUGAUUGGUUGGGAGGAAGUAAUGACUGUAGUAAAAGCUACAUGAUAGGCUAUGAUGAAAAAGAAAGGGAAACUGUGUUUUUCUAUCGAACUUUUUAUCGACCCGUUUUUUUUCUAUCGCAGCACACGUCUAUCGAUCGAUAUAUAUUGUUAUCGAAUUAUCGUCCAGCACUAUGUUUUUAUUCAGACCCACAAAUUAUGAGCUGCAGGAAGUAGAUUAUACUAGAAAAUGAAAGCAUAGUUUUUCCAUGCGGGAAAUAAUGGAAAUAUUGUGCAGCCCAGCCUGAAAGUAAUCCUGUGAAUGCACUUUUCUGAAACUGUGUGUAUAAGCUCUCCAAAAAGUCAAUGGUCUCAGGUUUAAACAAAUAAAAAAAAUCCUGUACAAAUUGUGAACAAGGCAGCAUGAACAGCCAGUGCAACAUUAGCCAAAGCUAGCAAAAUAUCAGCAAUCUGUGUAUUCCCACUGAUACUUUGUAUUGUGUAAUCCUGCUCAGUUUGGGGCAAAACCUGGUACCAGCCUAUAAUUAAAUCUAGGUGUUAGUAAAGGGAAGAAAAAAUAGCAUCAGAGCAGCUCCAGUUAUGAGACAGUUUGUCUCAUUUUAGCUAAUCUUAUGUAAGUAUUUUUAAUGUAUUUUUCUCUCACCAAGCUGUCCUCUGCCAUAUUUGUCUGCACUAUAUAUAUAAACAUGUAUACAAAUGAUGCCUUUAAUAGUCUUCACAGGUUUUCUUAUAAUUCUAUGGAUCUAGUGUCCCCCUGCCUGUAAAUGGGGCACUGUGUGUCUAUUAAUAGAUAUACUGUGUUAGCUUGCUGUCGGUGGUAUCAGCAGGAAGAAAGGUAGGGGGUAUAUAUAGAUAUAUAUAUUUGUUUGCUUUCCCUGUGCGGUGUUUAGGUGAUCAAGGCUAUUGAUGAAGGUGUUGGUUCCGCUCUAAACACUCCACCUCACCACCUAGGGGAGGAACACCGCUGAGAAAAGUCUCCUCCAUUUCACGACUCGGCUCCACCAUUCCCUAAUGACCCCUCUCCCUGCAUCGUCUCCACCCCACCACAGUUUUCCCAUCGCUCUCACAGCUCAUCCAUACACUCCUUUUCACACUGUGAGCUAAUCCAUUUUACACUUCCUGCCGCUCUCAGAUCUCUGCUUGAGAUCCCAGAUCUUAAAGAAGACAGAACGUAGGGGAAUGUAGCCUUGAUAAGGGUGUAGCCUCUUGAUGAGAAAGACUUCAGAGUGUAAUGUAUUCUUCGCCUUCCCCCUCGCCUUUUUAUUCAUCUCAGUCCUGAUUGUCCCCUCGUACCAUAAAUGUGUAAUCAUGCCAUUAUGCUGAUGCCCGCUCAGGUUAUUUUCAUGUAGGGUGAUAUUUGGAGUGAUGGGAUCUCAAUCCCUUUUAAUGGAAGUGUAGGGGAGGAUCUUGCGUAGCCUUGUGCUAAAUUUACAGUACAGUAGCGGUACAGAAAUGCCCCAAUUCCCUCUAAUUGUCAUUGAACACACUUUAGCUGUCCUCCCAUUCUGCUCAUAAUUGCUCGUUGGAAAAGAUUGCUCUUCCUUGUCAGGAUUUGAAAACGUGCCUCUGCCUCGUUUUCCCAUUACUGUGUCAACGAAUAACAUUGCAAUCAUUUCAAUUACGACAGUGCUGGAACCAGGGUCUUCAAGUAGGGCCUUGAGAUGUAAUUGGAGGGGCACGAGCGAAUUGAGGGAAGGCGUUUUUCUUCUGUGAAAUUGCCUCAGUCUUGGGGACAGUAAAUUGAGGUGCUGAGAAAUGAUGUGAUAAUUCAGCCGCAUGGUUUGGUAGGGGGGGAAACUGUCUGAAAGUCACUUUCUGGAGAAUUAGAAGGCAAAACUACAUUUCCCUCCCGAGUCUUCUGUCCUUCACGCAGUGGCAUGAAAUGAAUUGAUGAGACGGAGGAAGGGGAAGGUGUCGCUGUAAAUGUUUGCUGCAAAAAUGGAGCAGCCUGCUCGUGAAUUCAGAUUGGCUGAGAGUGGGUGGCGGAAGGAGUGAGGACUGCGUUCCUCACUGUUUCACGGCCAAAGCCUUUAAUAGCUGCUGCCACAAAGGAUACAUAAAAUGGAAAUCGGAUAUCAGAUUUAUUGAUUUUAUAUUGAUUAAUUGCCAAGGCUGUCGUAAAGGGGGAAAACUGCCACAGUGGCAUUUGAAAGUAGCCUUUUUAAGAAGUCUUUACGCCUUUCAUGAGCCUGUUGCUGCUUGAGAUGUGCCUCUAAAGAAACAUAAAAAGUCUCGCUUUUUGAAGUUUAAGCUCUCACAAGUGAGGUAAGGAGGCUGAAUGCAAAUAUGGUUAUUUUUCUUGAGCUCUGCUUUGAGCUGUUUGUGCUUAAGACUGCAAACAUUUUGAUCGUAUAGCUGUUGACUCUAGACUCAAGAUUUUGGUCCUCUCAAUGAGAAACCCAUAGGCCAUCUCAUAAACAUUAGGGGUAAGUAAAAAAAGUUUUUCAACCUCACUCUCAUGUGUUUAACCCGGAAAUCAAAGAAACCAGUUUUGUGGUUGUUGGUCACAGUAACACCUCUUGGGUCCUCUAGUGCGUCUCACACAUGGCAUCUCUUAACAGGACAAGGAGUAGAGACAUUAGGGAUUUUAACUUGUGUUUCUGUUGGACUUCAAUCUGGUUGUCCAAAAAAAAGGUGCGAAUAAUGCCCUACUGUCUGGAUUUGGGUCCUCACAUGAGUCACACUCUUGUAGUUUGGGAUAGCCUUUUUUUUUUUGGCCAGCCAGUUUGGCCAGUAAUGUUCAAGACUUCAGGCCAGACGCCAUUGCCCAUUUACUGGCAAGAAAACACAUGAAAACACUUACAACCAAGAUGCAAUUUCAAAUUAUUGUCUGGGAUCAAUCUUUGGAGGUAUUAACAAUCAACUAUCCAUUAUGGGUUUAACAAAAUACAAAUGUGGAAUUGCUGCAAUCAGACCUGCAGUGUCCAGUUUUCUGCGUACUUGUUCUUAUUAAGUAAAAUAAGCAUGUCCAUGUAAACAGAUGUCAGGUCGCUAAGAGGGCACUGCUGUUGCUGCUAAGCAGACUUACAAAUGUCUGGGAGAUCUUUCUAGAUCGACUUGCCACCAGUCUGUCAGCUUUGUUUCCAAUGAUUUGGAGAUGUAAAGAUUAAAAACCAAAAAAAAAAAUCCCAAACCAUAGUGUAGGAGCUGUUGUGUGUGUUCCCCUAAAAACGAGCUCUCUGAGUCAGAGAAAAUGAGAAUUUGUACUAUGAGACUAAGUGUUGUUUUUCUCUCUCUGUGAUAGAAAUAGAAAACAAAAAAGUGUGUUCAAGUUGGUGCAAAUUUCUCUGGUGUACAUCCUGACCAUUUUGGGUGAGAUUGAGAUACGGUCAAUGUCAUGUGAACCAGCUGACCAGCUACUCUUUUACAUAUAUUGAAUGUUUCCUCUUACUCUUUUUCUUUUUUUAAAGAAACAGUGUUUUCCUGUUGCUUUUGUUGAGCAAAGUUGACUUCAUGUGAAAUAGACCAAAAGCUGCUUGACGUAGACAAAUGUAACUCUAGUUCUAUGUAAAGAAUUAAUGAAACGGGUUGGAAUAAGUUGACCAGCAUCUGGACUCAGGUUCCUCCACUGAUUUGUAUGUGGGCCAUCUCAGAAAUGGACUGAGAGUAAAGGUGCACAGCCUCUUAACCUCUCUCUCUAUAUGUAAUAAUGAAUUCUAGCCUGCGUCUCUCUGUUGUGUCUCUUCUUAAUCCCUUCAAGGCUUCUCACACAGUAACACACAGCUGCAGCUGGCAUAAGCACAUUUGGAACUGUUUGCUGUGUCAAGAUUAAAAGGAUUACAAAUUAGGGAUUACACUAACGUUAUUCUUACCCAUUUAACCUUGACCCAUGCCCUAGUGUACAAUUCAGAGGAUCAGACCAGACAGGUUUGUGUGUGUUAGGCCUGAAUGUAUGCACAAAAGCUCAAUCAUAUUUGUCGAGGAAUGAAUACAAACAAAACAUGUGUGCUUUGUUGUGAGGUAAUUUGGAUUCUGGAUCUUUUAAUGAGUCUCUCGGGUCUGACUCUGCUACGAUUGAGCUACUUUGGUGCAUCAACACACAAAAAGUGAUAACAACAGUAGCCUUUGGAUGAGCGCCUCGUGGAUUACUGCCCUCCACUCUGUUUCCAUGCCCCUGAACACAUCGUAACUCCAGCGUUUCCAUGGAGGACGUGUGGUUGCCAAGGCCCGCGGUGAUUGAGCACAGAGGGUUGUCGUUCAUUUCUGUCAGUUAGAGGGUAAGGGAGAUGCGCAGGAGGGGGAGAGUAGGUGUCACUCUUGGGUCUUGAGGGUGCAGAGGGCCGAGCUCUCCAUUAAAAGUUUAUUUUAUGUAAGGAACACCCACAGCUUCUCUGGCUCUGGUGGACAGUGUUAAUGUACUGACUCACCUUUCGAGCCCUGGGACACUUGGGCUCAUUCACGCUUCAAGGGUGGGGGGGUGGAGGCAGGACGUGUGAAGCUACAUAUGGCCAGCCCUCACGUUGUUUAUCCAAAGAGUUGUUACAGCUGAGCACCAGGCUCGGUCCCCCCUUGUCCUCAUCGUCCCUCAUUAAUCUAGCAGUAUGCUUCUGGUCUGCUUCCCAUGGAGUCGAGGGAGCAGGUUUGAGUGACCACCCACCCUGAGGAAAAGCAUUAGCCUGUCCUCUCAGGCGUCACCUGUUAUUGUUUAUGCUCCCACUUCAUCAUGUCGCCAUCUUUCAGCUGCUAUAAAAUAAAGAGGCAUUAUUUUAAUUGAUGUUUGUAAAGCUGUGAGAGUGAUGGUCACCCCAGGGUGAAUUUGUCACAAAUUUCUCCUGGCAAUCUGUUUUUCCUUGUCAGGCGUUGGUAGUUCAUCAUUUUCCCCUUCCCUUCGCUUUUGUCUCCCCCUCUUCACAUCCUUUCCGUCUUACUGCUCCCCCUGCCACCUCCAUUUAGGAAGACUUUCAGACCACGUUAGCAAUUACAGAGCUCACAUUCAGCCUUGGAUGUUUCCAUUACUGAGAACGAAAAGGUUGGCUAUCAGAUACACAUUUGUCUCCAUCUGCCUCCCUCUUUAUGCAUGAGUUAAGACACUGACUCCCUUCGGCAGACUGAAACAAUCUGGUUCCUACACACCUUUUGGCUGCGCUUUACCUUACGGAUAUGUCUGCUGGCUAUACCUCACAUCAGCCACUGCCGUGCAUGAAAUAUUCAUGUUCUCUUUCCUUCCUCCUCUGCAUUUUUGCAUCUAUUAAAUCGUUGGAAGGUAGGACAGAGACAUUUGCGGUUGUACAGCGGCCUCUUUUAAAGGUAUAUGGCGCAAGAGUAGAAGGCUCAUUAGGUGAGAUGGGUGUGCAGACAUUUAAGAUCCAUUAGCCAUUCAGUCAGCACUGAAUCCACAUCUCCAUUACAGUCUGAUGUAUUGUACUCUCUAUUUAUCUGGACUGAUCUCAGAGCUUUAUCUUCACACUCGAGGCCUUGAGUUUUCCCUCUAUUUUAGUCGCUCCCCCGCUCAGACCACCGCCCUCCCUUCCUCUCUCUCUCUCUCUCUCUCUCCCCCUCUCUCUCUUUCUCCCUCUCUCUCUCUCUCUCUCUCUCUCUCCCUCUCUCUCGCUUAUCCUUUAGUUCUUUGUAUCUCAGUCUGAAGGUCAACAUUAGGAGGCGGUCAUCGCUGCUGCGAACUGGGCAAGAUGUGAGGUUCUUUCUUUUUUCUGUGCCUCUGCUCUGUUUGCGCUUGUGUCGUGUCACUGUUUAAUCUGCUCCAAGCCGUGUCAACAGUGUCAUUAGAAAAAGGCCAGAGCUCAUUGUUUCCCUGCAAACCAAGAUAACAUGUUCUACCGCUGAUUAAUCAUUAAAGGAAAAUGGCUUUGAGAUUGCCUCUUCAAGAGUGGAGCUGGGUUGCGUAUGUUUUAAACCCUGAUUGCAUUAUUAACUAAGUAAUUUCCUCACACAAAUACUUAACAUAAUUGUUAAAAAUUAUGCAGUAUUACAUGCAAAGAUGUGGAUCAAGUGGUGGUAAAAACACAUUAAGGCACCUUGUGAUGAAUUUUUUAAAGUAGUGCCGCUAUGAGGCAGUAACUUUGGAGUGCAUGCUCUUGUAUUUCUUGCUCACAGUAACUGAACAACUUAUUUAAGAGAAAUAUCAAGUGGAAAAGUUCAUAAGGGUCAAAGGAAAAAAGAAACAACCGUAAAGAGGAGAAAAUAGUUGACCCAAGUGCAAAAUUAGGCUUACCACACAUGCACGUUGUGAUUGAUUCUCGCUGUUCCACUCGUGCUGGUGGGAGGACGAAUGCAGCAAAGCACCUCCAAAGGCAAUGAUGAAGAUGAGCGUUGGCAAGGUAACAACGCAAGUUUUAAAAAAUCUCCAUCUCUGGAAAUGUUUGACAGGGAAGAGGGUAAUUCAUCGGUUUAUUAGACAUCCAGGACAAUGAAUGUUAAAGUGAAGGGCUUUUUCCUCAUUGCAGGAUGAACAGGACAUAAAACGUUCAAAGACACAAGAGUUUAAAAACAGGAUCUGGUUUAGAAUUGCCUUUUUUCACUAACAUAUUGACCUAUCAAUUAUCAAAACAUAACCUGGAGAUUUAUCUAUCAUUUGAAUAUUUUGCCUCAAGAUUCUGCUGAGACUCAAUGGUGAAUUGAUUAUGUUUAGCUGUCGCCACAAGGGUUGAAGCAGUCAAAUAAAUCUAAAUCUAAAUUGGUAAUGACUGAGGGAUCUAUUGAUAUCAAUGCAAAUUGGGAAAAAAAUAAUUACAACCCCUUUCACUGGAAAGUUUCUAAAUAAAUACAGUUUUAUACCACUUGUACAGAAGUUUAUUUUAUUAAAUUAGGAAAUAAAAUCCCCUUUCCUGAAUUAGUUUAAUACAAAUUUGUUCUGGUUUUGGUUUGAGACACUGGAAUAUACUUCUGCUUUUAAAUGUGCAGUGCGUAGUGUUUAGCAGCAGGUAGCAAAACAGACUAGAUAGAAAUGAAAUGUAAUAUCUUUAAGGAUGUGAAGAUUAGUGUAUAAUGGCCUGAAUUGGGUUACUUUUUUGUUCAUUUUUGAGCUUAGAAUAAGACUUUUAUACCUUAGGAACAGGUCACGCUCCAUAGAAGCUGCCAUCUUGCACCAUGUUUUGACUGCUGCACAGAAUAGACAAAGAAGUACCAGAUGUACAUGUUUUUGUUUUGAAUGAGUGGUUGCAAAAAACUGCAUCAGUUUAAAGAUGAAGAAGAAGAGGAGAAAUAAAUCUUUACUGAUUGAAGUUCUUGAUGGUCAAAACUUGACAAAUGGAGGACCAAUGCCUAUCAUGCACCACAGGAGCUUCUUGUCCUGGGAGCAUUGCUUCAAUCAAGAGGCUGACUGUUAGGUACCAUAGAUAUUCCCAUUUCACAUACUGUACCUUUACGUGACAAAGAUGGUAUUGUCAUUGAGGACGUAAAGCCAUUCUGAUCCGCUGGAUGUUUUCUUGUUUUUCCAGGAUCAGUUGCGUCAAUGUGGCUUGCUUUGUGGCUCCAAGAUUAAGUGUCUGAAAUGCAUUUAGGUUGGCUACAGAGACACUGAGGCAAUUGCUUAAAAUUCUGGACACCUUUUGGCUCAAUAAUUUUAUAAGUACCCAAGAUGGAAUUCAAUGGAUAUCAUAUCGUGGUAAACUUUGUUAUACCAGCAAUUAUCCUGCUUUUGUCCUGAGAAAUGGUAGAAUAAUGAUCUGAGAUCGCACUUGUAAUUCACAACCCCUCUCAGUCAGAUCUAGACUUGGUUGAUGAGCCAUCUCACUGCUGAAGUUUUAAAUCUGAAGUGCUUAGACAAGCCUUUCCCGGAAGACUGAUAAUCAAAAAAAGUUCCAGGCCUCAGUGUCAUGUUAAGAGUCGCCCCCUUGUCUUCUCUCCUGCACCCUUGUUUCCAGCAGCAGUCACUUCCUGUGGCUAAUCAUACUUUGAUAUGACCUGGCACGAACCCCGGAUCCCUCAGAAACGAACAAACAAGGUACCAGGGGGAUCUUCAAGCGGCCAGAGCUGUUGGUUUUUGUCUGCUGCGCUGUGAUACAUUCUCUGAACGCCCACUGUUUCUUCACGGCCUCUCUUUACAUUACUCUGCCACCCUGUGAGGAGCAUUUUUUUUGGACACGACUCAGAGAAAAAGGAGUGUGUUUUCUCUGACUGCACACAGAGGGAGAUUUAAGGCAUCCUGUUAAGCUUCGCUGUAGGGCUGAAGGAGCACUCAGCAGAAUGCUGACCUUCAAUGCCUUAAACAGACUCUUGAGUUUUUUCUAAUGUAGUACUAUGGUAUGGAGUCAUGAAUGCUAACUUCAGCGAUCAAAGGAUUGUUUUCAUGGGAUUCUGUCAGAAAAUUGGACAGUGAAAACUCAAUAAUUCAUUGAUUGUAAUGCUUCCAGGUGGUUGAUCAUAGCCUUUAGCACCUCUUCUGCUCAGUAUAGUAUGGGCACUCUUUUAUUUUUAAUGUCUCUCACCUUUGAUUAAACCUCGGUUUAUAGUGUUACUGAUAAACCCUUUGAUGGUAUUAUCAAAUCCACUUUAUGUCUGAUCUGUGCCUGAUGAGUCUUGAUGGGUCUGGUGGUCACUGUUUAAUGUCUCUGGGUUGAGAGGGUUGUGACUAAUCUAAUGGUUAGCUAGAGUUUUGUAAAGGAAGAGUGUCUGUGUGUGUCCGUGUGUGUCUGUGUGUGUUCACCUCAAUAGCUUUGUAGCCUAAUGGACAGAGCUUUUCCAUGCAAAGAUAAUGAUGCUCACUCUCAUUUCUCCAGCAGGACCCUAAAUGGAGAAGUGGUGUUUUCAGAACUGACUAGCUCACACUGUUCUCAUGCCGUAUCUUGUACUUUUCACACUUGAUGAAGCUUGACUGAAGAGCCAGUGUAUUAUGAUAGGUAGGGGGUGUAUAUUAAGCAUGAUAAGGGGUUUGCUCCUUGGGUAAAGAAUCCGUCUGUUGCCAGGUCCGUCUGUCACUGUCAUCCACACCUCUGCACUUGGAUCCCGUCCACCAGCUCACUUUCCUCCAUUCUCCUGCACUUCAUUUGCUUCUUCAGACUUUUGAUUUGUGGGAAAUAGGGGGCGAACGUCCCUGGGGGUGAUGGUUUCACUAUGCAGUUUCACUACUCAGACUGGGCUGAAUCAAGAAUUGGCUCGCCUCGAGGCUUUGUUGUCACUCACAUUCUGACUAUUGAUUGUGCGGAGGCUACGUAAGCUAGUGUGUGCGUGUGUGUUUGUUUGCGCACACAGGAGUUAGGUGUGUGUGUAGGGGGGGAAAUUGGCAGCUCUUCCUUUGUGUAGGUGAAUACAAGGACUACUUUGGAGUGAACUUUUGGAGUGUUGGCACUGGCAACACAACACACAUCUCCCACACACAGCGAAAACCCACACAAUAAAGGAAGACAGGGUUUGUUCUAUAGGAACUGGUUCUGUGCUCCCUGAUUUUAACACUAUUUUCUUGUUCUUUUGUUUUCCAGGUCAGGAGGAUCGAUCCUGCGAGAAUGCCGCUGUUGAGAUGACCUGCAUGACCUCGCUUUUCUCAAGAGAUUAUUCUGCGAUCGAAAGGAGUGGAGGGAAAUCUAGCAGGGACAUGGUUGGCAGGCUUUCAUGAUGGACAGGUGAUGGAGUCCUCCAUCAUCUUUCUUCAUCAGUGACUUGGCCCACCAGCUCUCUUUCUGAGACAGAAGCGUGCACUUGCAGUCCAAGGCCUCCCAUUUCUCUGCCAUGGUGACAUAAGCAGCGCUGCAACAUGAGGGAGAGCCAACGUGAGACCGUCUCAUUUCUUUCUCCAGUAGCUGCUGCAGCUGCUCCCUUAACACCGUUUCUAUUUUGCGGCAUAAAAAACUGACUUCUUUGUGAGUAGUCCCCGCUCGGCUCGCCGUUUUCUCCAGAGACUCUCCCCCAAGGCGUGUUGCCAGGCCUGUGGGCUUGUGGGCCUGUGGGGUAGAGCGGCGUGGCUCGAGACGAUGCUGGGAUGUGUGACACGAGUCCGUCGGCUGGUCCGUCUCCUCCCCCUGCAGACCUCCCUCCUCCUCCUCUUCCUCUUCUGCACCAUCAGCGUCUUCAUCUCCGCCUACUUCCUCUAUGGCGUCAAGCGGGAAUUGGAGCCAUCAUCAGGAAGUGGCAGUGUCUCCGGAGCAGAGGGAGCAUCUGCCGACUCGGAUGACCUAAGGGUCACUCCGUCUCGGCUGCUGCCUCUGAGGAGCGUCUCAGGGGGGCCUGGGGCGGAUCCCGGAGGGGCUAGGACAGAUCCUGUGGUUCUGGUAUUCGUGGAGAGCCAGUAUUCCCAACUGGGGCAGGAGAUUGUGGCCAUCUUGGAGUCUGGCAGGUUCAGGUACCGGACUGAGAUUUCUCCCGGUAAGGGGGACAUGCCCACGUUGACCGACAAAGAACGAGGGCGCUUCACACUGGUGAUCUAUGAGAACAUUCUCAAAUAUGUUAACUUGGACGCCUGGAACCGAGAGCUCCUGGACAAAUACUGUGUGGAAUAUGGAGUGGGCAUCAUUGGCUUCUUCAAGGUUAGGAGGACACUACACUCCCUCUGCCUCCUCCCUCUUCUCCUUCCUCACACUCCUUACACUCCUCUCACUCACACCUUCUGCCCUGUCCAUCUGGCUCCUCCGUCUCUAAGGAGAUGGGAUUCAUAGGGUUGGAAAGACCUGCCUGGCUCAAUACCACUCAUUCCCACUGCACUCUUUCUCUGUGCUUCUAUCCAUUUUCUCCUUUCUCUCUCUCUUUUUUUUUUUUUCCUUCUCUUUCCUUUUGUUUCCCUCCUUUGUUUUAGUUUAUAUAAGAUCUUCUCUCUCCUCUCGUCCUCCAUCUCUCGCCCUCCUCCAGUAAUCCCUAGCUGAGCCUGUUUGCCCAAGGCCUGUUUUCAGGUCUUAUGGUUUUAAUCACCAUCUCUGAGCCAUUGAGAGAAUAUAGAAAAAGAUAUGAAGGCAUGGUUGUUGUUGCACUGAUGUCAGGCAGUGUAGGUGAAGGUUAGGAAGGAAAGCAGGGUGGGAUUUACUGCCUAUAGGGCAGGGGGGCCAGGGUGUGCAUCCCAAUGACCUGACACACAUAACUGCUGCUCUGCUCUCUGAACCAAACUGUUUGCAGUAACUAUCGGAUAUCUCAAGGACCAGUGCAGUAGUAUAACAGAUAUACAGUAUAUAUCAUCGCGUUGGAGGAUGAACUGUGGUAUAGAAACACGGAAGGUAUUUUUAGGUUAUCAUAAGGCAGUGAAGCCAUUUCAAGAAAAACAGAGAAAUGUUCAAAUGUUUAAAGGGUCGGUAUCAAGAUGAAUUUUUAAUGUUACCUUUAGACUUUGUUUAGGGUUCUUGAAGACCCCCAGCUUUCUUUCUUUUUAAAAUUUUAUUUACGGUCACACGAAAUUAAUUAAUUAGUUAAUUAAUUAACUUUCAAGGUGAUCUAUCUUCAGUUUAUUGACAAUUAGAAACAGAAGAGAAAAGCUGUGUCAUGGAGUGAUUUUCCAUUCAAAAAAGAGGGCAAAUGAGAAAUAAAUACGUGGCACAAAUAUAAACACAACUAAAAAAGCACUCAGAGAGCGCAGACUUCCGCCAAGCAGCUCAUGCCCCCCCUUAAACAACAAAUGCCCUGACCAGGAUUCGAAACCAGGACCUUUCGGUUGUGAGGUGAUAGUUCUAACCACUACACCACUGUGCCGCCCAUUGGUUAUCUUUCAGCAUUGAAAAUUCCAACGACACCCUUAUUUUUGUGUGUUCUGGAUCACAGUAUCCAAAAUUUUGUCAAACAAACAAACCAACGCUACCGAAAACACAACCUCCUUGGCGGAAGUAAAAAGGGGAACGUGAACUGACAGAAAAAGAAGAAGGGUGCAUCUGAGGUAACAAGUGAUGGACAUUUUUCUCAGAGUCCUCAGAUUUGAGUUUUCAGAGCUAAAAAGUAAGUUAAACUGUCCCUUUACAAAGACUGUAUGGUUUAUACCUGACAGUUCUAAUAUUGAUAAGCACCCCAGCAUAAGCCAUUUUAGUCGUAACUUUCCUAUUAACUGUGUUGGUAUAAUCAGAACCCCAACCGUGUGUUCAAGGUUUGGUGUAGAGGUGAUAUUUUUCCCAAAUUAAGCUUUGUGGAUCUUAAACCAAAAAGUGCAUAUUUUAGGACAGCCCAAGAAAAGGAGAAAAGAAGCAGUGAAAGGUGGUGGUGGCUGACCUUUGAAAUGUGAUUGGUUAUUUGUCUUAUCAUAGGCUUAUACCAAAAUCACUUAUUUGGAGCAUGUUGUGUCUGAGUGUGGUUAACAAGAGCAGAGCUAGUGCCACCAGCCUUUGUUCCUCAGAGCAGAUUCAUAAUCACAUAUCCAUGUUGGUAAGUGGUAAUAUGCUGCCACUAUAACCAGACUCACCUGAUCCCCAAUUUCUACAUCAAAGUACAACUAAGACUUGUCGUUCAAUGAGAAACCAUCUAUCCUGUGCUUGUUUACAGUCAAAUACAGCCUUUUAGCAUUAUGCCAUUAGCUCAAGCUAGAGGUGGGUUAUUGCUCUACUCCAGUAACUAGUCAACCAACUAGUCACCCUGGAACUAGCAUGGGUGACAGCAUUUUAACACUUAGUCGAGUAAGUCUGCAUAUCCUUCAAUAACCACUGUGAUGUUUUUAGGUGAAAGGAAAAAGAGCGUAGGAGGACAGCAUCAUGUUGUUAAACUAUUGGCAGUAGUUAGAUAUACUGUUAAAAAUAAGAACCUUUCAUCUGUCUGCGUGUGCACACAUACUUUAAUUCACUUCUGCUAAAGUUAGGGCCCCAGGUUAGCCACCUGUUCAAAAAGUCAGGGCACACCCCUGCUGAUCAGGUCUUUUAAGGUGUCGAACAAGACUCUUCAAACCAAAUGUUCUCCAUGAAGAAAGGCUUGAUUUUUAUCUCCUGUCUCAAAGUUCAACUAAUACAUUAACUUGACCUCCACAGUGUCUUCUGACUUUUGCCCACAGUAGCGUUAUUAACUCAUCAGAAGUCCACUACAGAACAUUAAGCAUCGUCUAGCUUGAGGUGCAGCGGUAACCUCCUGUGUCUCUGCUUUGUCCCUUUAGCAGUUUGUUUGAAGGGUACUGGAUUUCUCCAGAGUCCAGCUGACCCAAAUAAGAUGUCUCUCUGUAUAAUUAUAUUGUAUUGAAAUCUUAGGUGACUUUUGCAUGAAAAGAUAUAUGGAGGAAAUAGAGGAAAGGGUUGACAUACUUUUAUAUAUUGGUUUUAAUAAGGCCAGGUGAAUAGAGAGAACACACACAUAUAUAUAUAUAUAUAUAUAUAUAUAAUUUUUUUUAAUCUGAUUAUAACUAUUAAUUCAUACAGCAACAUGAUCUGUGGGACCUGAAACAUAGCAAAGAAAAAGAAAUAGGAAGAAAAUCAAAAUCCAAAAAUGAAUAACUUUAAAAAUCAUAAAUCUGUCUCAUUCGUUGUCUGACACAACAGGAUAGUAGCCUUUGUCAAGUAAUUACUUUGCAGUUUGUAUGGAACCCACCCACACAAAUCCACAUAAAGUUGACAAUGUAACUUAAGUUCUAAAUGAGAUGCAGGAGAAAGUAAGAUUUGCUUAUCAGUUGCAGUAAAGAUGUAAAAGAAUCAGAGGAUGACAAAUAUGGAAGGGGAAAUUUCAAUGAAUAAUCACUGAAACCUCCGUCUUUGAAUGUUAGAGGACACAGCAGGAGGUUAUUCAGUUUGACUGCAGUCUCAGCACACAGCAGAUUGAACGUAGCAGGUAGAAGCUGCCACAUGGCUCCACGUUUGAGCAGGCCUGACAUUCCUUAUUUCACACAUGAGUGGAGAAAUUGGGGAAUUAUAUCCAAUAUGUUUCUGUCUUCAUCACGCUCAUGUAUGAUGACUCUGUGUCAUUCCCGUCUCUUGUCUCUGUCUCUCUGUCAAACAGGCCAAUGAAAACAGUCUGCUGAGUGCACAGCUCAAAGGCUUCCCCCUCUUUCUUCAUUCGAACUUGGGUCUAAAGGACUGCACUGUCAACCCCAAGUCCCCUCUGCUCUUCAUUACUCGAUCCGGGCAGCCUCUACCAGGUCCUCUCCCUGGGGAUGACUGGACCGUUUUCCAAUCCAACCACUCAACAUACGAGCCUGUGCUGCUGGCCAAGACCCAAUCAGCCGAGAGCAUUGCAUCCAUGGGGCAGAACGCUGCUCUGCUCCCGUCUGUGGUGCAGGACCUGGGACUCCAUGACGGCAUCCAGAGGGUCCUGUUCGGAAACAACCUUGCCUUCUGGCUGCACAAGCUGGUGUUUGUGGACGCUGUGGCCUUUCUGACAGGGAAGAGGCUCUCAUUGUCUCUGGAGCGCUACAUCCUGGUGGACAUUGAUGACAUCUUUGUCGGCAAAGAGGGGACACGCAUGAAGGUGCCGGAUGUUAAGGUGAGUCAGUUUAUGUGUGUCAGAGAGAAGAAAACUUUGUCAGGAGGAGAAGCUGAAACCGCUCAUAUAUUCAUGAACUAGUGUUUUCGACAGUCCUUUGACGAUUAUAUAAAAAUUGCCUCACACAUAGCAUGGCCUAUCCCCCGCCAGUCUCCCAGAAAGCCCUUCUUCUCGCUCCUCUACUCCUUUUCAAUGCAUUCGUCCCAGCAGGCCGCUCAAAGCUGACAGGCCCCACUGCUCACACUGUCACACGAGCUCCACGGCGAUGAAUAUUUCAGGGGCCCUGAGACAUACAAAGAAUGUUGAAAAGCUCCGUGCCUGCGUCCCCUCAGAGCAGAACGGGCCCUCCUUACAUGUGGAGGCAGAGGAUGGAAGAGAAAACCAAGGAAGAAGCAUCAAGGCCUCCUCAUGGCAGCAAAACAGCGAGAUUUUAAGAACGCAUCACACCCUGACAAGAUGGAGAAAUGUGAGAGCGUGAGAGAGGGUGUGUGCUGCGAGUCUAAUCCAGUGCCAAGAUCAAAUGAAACAAACACCCGAAUCAGAGGAGAGAAAAAUAUCAAACAGAAUGAAAGAGAGGAGUAAGGCAACUGGGAGUGGAGUGUUGGAUGUUUACCGAAAGAAACUUGCAGGAUGAAAUAUGAAUCUGGGCGCGCGUUCAUGAAGGGUUGUUCACGCUUUCUCAUUAAUCUGCUUGUGAACAAGCAUGAGCUCAACAUGCACUGAUUCACUUUCCCUGUUUUUUUCCACUCUUUUAGGCCCUGCUGGAGACACAAAAGGAACUGCGCAUCCAUGUGCCCAACUUCACCUUCAAUCUAGGCUUCUCAGGGAAAUUCUUUCACGCUGGUAAGAUGCUGAAGGAGAAAUGAAACUCUUCUACUGUUAACUGGAGCGGAGAUUAGAUCAUGAGCUUACACUUUUUAGACUGUGAAGUUUUAAUUGAAUGUCUCCUUUAACCGUCUUUUAAGCCUUGACUUUAUUGUGUGUCCUCAAAAUUCUUCUCAAUAAUGUUACAACUUACUUUCCCUCUGACUCUCUGACUUUCAUUUCCUCUCUUCCUUAUCACUGACCUCGGUCCACCUUUGCCUCUUCUUUGUCUUGGUUCUUUUUUUAUCCGCUCCAUUUCCUCUUUACUCCCCCCCCCCCCUUUAUCCCGUCCAGGUUCUGAUGAGGAGGACCUGGGAGACGACCUGCUGCUCUCCUUUGUGAAGGAGUUUUGGUGGUUCCCUCACAUGUGGAGCCACAUGCAGCCACAUCUCUUCCACAACCAGUCUGUGCUGGCUGAGCAGAUGUUGCUGAACAAGAAGUUUGCCAUGGUGAGUCAUGGGGAUGAAAGGUCUGGGAGGAAGCAGUGAUUAGACGUGUCCCGUCUUCUGUGGCGAAACUAGAACUCCCAGCUGAGGCGUUGGUUGUUUGUAAUAAUCUGUAUGAUAUUAAUUCUUAUGAAUGCUUUUUGGUUUUCAGCAAACACUUCUACUGAUACACUGAUAUAACAGUCUACAUACCAACCCAAUUGUUCUAAUAAAGGAGACAUUUGUAAACAGUCUUGAUAAUCCCUCAUGCUGGCUAACAUGAGGGAUUUUCUGCACAACAACAAGACAGUCAAGGGGGUUUGAUCCCAUCAUCUAAAGCCCUUCCUCCUAUCAGCACAUCACUAUUGAAAAUGAUCCAAGAAAAGGAUGCAAAUAACUACAUGAAUAUAAGGGCAAGUGAUUCCAAUGACCAGUGACCUUAGUUCCAAAUUUAGUGUCAAACAUGUCACAUUUCUGAGUACUACUGCUCAUUCGUAAUGAAAGCCAGCCUUUAUUCUGACAGCAAUAAGAAACAGCAAGAGAAGUUGUGCUGUCUUGACUGAUAAUACUAUAUAUACAUGUAUGAAAUUGCUAAUACUGGAACAACACUGACAAAAAAAUCCAUUGGACAUAGGGUCUGAUUUCAUAAAAGUUUAAAGGAUUAAAAACUUGAUGAAUGUUAAUGAAGCGUACUUUCUUUUGACGGCUUAUCUUCUAAACCUCCGAACUCUUGAUUCAUGUAUUCUCUUCUCAUGAUUAAUUAUCUACUAAUGUCUUAAAAUAAGCAACACAUACAACUCAUUUUUAAUGUGAUUUAUUUCAAAUUCUCAAAUGAAUUGGAACAUUAGGAAACACAAGACCAAUUACAAACAAAUAUUUAAAUAAACAUCAAUGAUUACAGAACAACAAGGAUUUAUGAAACCUUUGAAAGUGAACCAAUUCAGACGAAUUCAUUUAUCUGAGAUGGGAUAUUAAGUUUUACUGCAUGUGGAGUCAUAAAGAAAUAAAAACAAACCAAAGUACAGUGAGGAGCAGUAGAUAAUCUUUAACACAUCAGUAACAACAGAUUACAGAUUAGAUCAAUGAUUUGUGUGUUUUGUUUUUAUUGAGUUAUUUUUCCUUUCUGUGAUUCAUAAUGCGAUAUCAAGGCACACUGGGAUUGGGAGCUUCAGUUAUACUCUUCGUGCAAAAGCUUUUGAAUUUGUUACAUCUGUCAAAGGAGCAAACCCAGUCCCAGUUAGAUUUAUUGAACGUCUGCCCUCCAACCCCCUGCAAUCACAUAUAUGCACACAAGCACACACACACUGAUCUAUCCAUCAAAGGCAAAAAAACAGAAAUGUAUGCACAUAUACAAUUUCAAUCUGUUACCAUUCUUUUUAUUCUUACACUUUCCAAGUUAUCUGCUUUCAUGUUAACCUUUGCGGUAGAUGGAGAACAGAUGGAGAAACAUAUUACAUACACCGUUAAUUUAAUGUCCUCACAUACUUGCAUCUUCAAAGUCACGUUUCAUCUGCGUCACUGGACCUGUUCAAGUAGCUUCUUACUCAAAGAAAGCUCAGCGUCUUGUAGUGCAUGUGACUCACACAUUCAGCAGCAUCAUCGGGAUGGAGUGCUGCUGAAAUUGGCAAAACACACUCUUAAAAAUCUGUGUGGCAAUUAAGCAUCUGCCCUGGGCCUCAAGCAGCGGUAUCUGUUUCAGUUCAUAUGAUUUACAUCUUGUGUUCUGCAUCAAGACUGCUGCUCUUAAGCACAUCACAGUUGUGAUGGUUAAAAUCGAGCCCUUCAACAGCAAAUCCCCCAGUUGUUCAAGUGUACUAUUAUAGUUAUUUUGUGGUUUUAAUGAGCUGGAAACAACAUUAGAUGGCAGCUAUCUAAAAGUGGUUAUGCCCUGUUUCAGGUGAUAAUCUUUUACCUGACAAAGAAACCUGUAAGAUAACUGUUCAGCUGCAGAGAGGAAAUACCAUCCCAACGGACAGAGGGUUUGGAUCAAAUCUGUGGGUAGAGGAUUCAAGUUGAUCGAUACGUUUAGUUUCCAAAGUUGAGUCAGGGGGAAAGAGGUAUAUAGGCUAAUGAUUUGACCCACGGUUAUAUUUACAGCAGGGCUCAACAGUGCGACCAUUUCACUCGCUUUUGCGACUAAAAAUAGAGGUGUGUUCAGUGUAAAAUGCAUUUAGAGGCACAUGUGCGCAUCAAAAAAAUCAGCAGAGGCAACAAAUGUUCUUUCAUGUAAAUACAGUGGUGAAGUUAGUUUUAGGUUGGAUAUUAAAAGACAUUCACUGCGGAUCUACCAGUGUCUUCUCACUCUCCAUAACUGGGAAUAGCAACAGUAGCGCGGUUAAAUCUACUCGGCACCCUCGCUGUCAACGUCAGGUGUUGAAUAAGGGACCAUCAAUAAAUUACCGGUCGAUGUUCUUGAAAAAAGGCUGUUUUCCUUUAAUAGCUUCCAUGUCAUGUGACCAAAAUAAUAGUACUUAAGUCGACCAAUAAGACACAAAUUAUUUGACCAAUUUUUAUUGUGCCCCUAAAGUUUUUUGUAUGCUUCUUACUUUUCAAAGUUAGUGUCAAGCCCUGUAUGGUCACCUCUAACACUCUGAGCCGUCAAAGCAACCAACUGUCUGUAGUCAAUGUCCAGUGGGUUAUUUUUCUGAGCUCUUCUUUCUCCUUAUAGGAGCAUGGGAUCCCCACAAACAUGGGUUAUGCGGUAGCGCCCCACCACUCUGGUGUCUACCCAGUCCACAUGCAGCUGUAUGAUGCCUGGAAGAAGGUGUGGGGCAUCAAGGUGACCAGCACAGAGGAAUACCCACACUUGAAGCCUGCCCGCUUCCGGCGAGGUUUCAUCCACAGCGGCAUUAGCGUAAGAUCACAUUCUACACAGAGAGCAUCCACAAGGCCUCAUUAUCCGGUUACCUCCAGCCUGUUGUUUUUCACUCAUCAUCAAUAACCUUUUCAGCCAAUAAUCUCUUUUCGGGUUUUCCUUCUCUGUCUACAUAUGCCGUCCUUCUCUCAUUAUCUCUGCAUCUCUCAUCAGCUCCUUUAUUCUUCGCUCACGGUUACUCUCCGUCCUGUCUUAUCCACCUGUCCUCAACCUAAAUGUUAUCUCCAAAGAUGCAGAACAGGAACUUAUUUAUCACAGAAGUCCUCAGAAAGGCAAUCACUGCGUUAUUUAAGCUUCUACCGAGUGGGAGAUGAUGAUAUAGUCGGGUCUUGGAUGAGUCACCCCUCUGAGUAGUGCUUUCCCAGCAGCCUUGGGUGUUAUAACUGAGACUGACACUUCUGGCAUAGCAAGUGUCUUCAAAAAACCAAUCACCAAAAUGUCAACAACCAGGAAGAAAAUCAGUGCUUUUAGCUUUGAUGGUGCUAGCCAGUGUUGAAUAAUAAAGUUAGGAGAGCAGAAUUAAAGUCGAAUAGAUUAUAUUCAAGUGGUUCAAAAGAAGGGAGAAAAAAUCUUAUCUAAUUCUUUCCCGAGUUGACCUUCAGCACUGAUAGAAAACAGUGCAGCCUCAGUCCGGCUCCUUUGUAGCGUUGGCAUUCAGCCGGCCUGUGUGGUCUCCAAGCUGUGUUCCCGUCCUUGAGAUAGCACGCUCUGAAUGGACGGUCUCCACUGCUUACUGAUGAUUGAUAUUCAGUUCCCCAGACACUCCAAACUGUAAACGCAUUUCCAUGAAUUUCCAUAUAGACUCAGAGUGAAUAAGAGGUUUGCUUUGGCUAGAUGAGCUGCAUAAUAUGAAUGUUAUUGAAAGCAAACAAUGUGUGGGGUAACUGCCUGGAGUGAUGACAGCUCUGCUCUCAGUCGAGGCCUGAUGUGUGUGUCUGUGUGUGUUUUUUGGGGGGGAUUUGAAUGCAUUUGUAUGUGGUUUUUGUUUAAUGACUGUGUGUGAGAGAGAGAGAUUUUUUUUUUCCCUUUGCAGUUUUUAUAACUUUGUCUGUGUUUAUUUCACAGGUGCUGCCUAGGCAGACAUGUGGUCUUUUCACGCACACCAUCUUCUAUAAAGACUACCCAGGCAGCCCAAACGAACUGGACAAGCUCAUCAACGGAGGAGAACUCUUCCUCACUGUACUGCUGAACCCUGUGAGUCAAACAGACAUCCACACAGCUCUGCCUUUGUCUCACACUCAUUCAACCGGUGGUGUAAAGUGAAAAAAACUACAAAGAGGAACAGGACAGCGACUGUCUGCAUUAUGGGUGCCCUUUUAUACUAAUUUGAAAGGCUCUUUUUAUUCUGGGAGAAAUGAAAAGCUGGAAAUUUGUUAACACAUUUUGUUUGAAGAAGAUAAAAAGAGGUUUGUUUUCAUUGCCAUAUUUGGAAAAAAUGUCACCCUGCAUGGUCAGAGAAGUGCUGAUAAGGACAUCAUUUUCAGUGUCUGACUUGGCAACACUAAAACACUUCAAAAUUUAAGAGCAAGCGCCUUUGAGAUUUGACCAGCCUCAACUUUUUUGGUCUGAUGCAAUCUCAAAACCCAUCAGCAAUCAGGAGCAAUCAUUGUCAGACCUUAGGAUACAAGUCUCUGUUAACAAAUGCCAAUUUCACAGUAAUUCUGGUGAAACCAGCAGUUAGUGUUCAACAACUUCUAGCCAAAACUUCUAUUUCAGUGCUGCCUUUAUUCCCGCCAUUUCUCUGUCUCCUACAUCCCCCCAAUAGUUCCCAAUAGUCUUAAAUUGAGUCGUUUGAUAGUAAAUAACACUCAGGCUUCAGUCUGACUUUAGAAAUGAGAAACCAAUUUUCUUGAGAUUAACUUGCCAGUAAUGAAUUUUUGUUAGCCAAAAAAAACUACACUGCAGAGAUUGAAUUUCUCUGUUGCUAUGACAGAUACCAUAGCAACAACUUCCAACAAUUUCAUAAUUUUUGGGAUCGUGAACAGUGUUAAUUAAAUAGGGGGAAAAGGUGUUUUCAGCUAGGUGAUAAAAGUGAAUACUGAGACAGUAGAGUAGUCUUCUAAAUCAAGUAAUCAGUAAUUCUAGCAGGUCUGAUUCACAAUGUUUGACUAGGACACUGUUUUAGUACGCUUUUCAUUUUGGUAGCAAAUAUUAACAUGCAUUGCUGCACAUGGACCACUUUAUUUACUUUAGCAAGAGUAAAAUCUUGGAGAAUAAUGAUCUGCAACAUACCAGUUAGCUGGGAGUCAGGUUUCAUAAGGUGCAACCAGAGCAAAUAACCACAGAGCGCACCUCUACCAGAAACACCUGAUGACUGAGGAACACACAACAACACAACACAACACAACACAACUACUUCACAGAGACUUCUUGAGUUAUGUUGAAACGGUUAAAAGCUACAGCUUUAUAUGUUGAAUUAGCUAAACAGGCAGGCACAAGUUUACUGUGUGUUUUUCCAAACUGAGAGGUGAAAGGAACAAGAGAACAUAUUCUACUUGAGGUUGUCUUUUUAUUUUUUUCAACCUCUCCUACAUUUAAUCUUUAGAGGAAAUCUUCAUUUUGAUUACUGGUAAGUUUGUAAAUUCAUAUUUACUUUCUUAAAUAUGAUGAGCUAUGAUAUUUAGUAAAUGUCUCUUUAUUGGUUGCUGGAGGAGCUCACAGACUACCAAGAAAUAUUUAAAUGAAGGAAUAAAAUUAAGAAAACUUUAAGCCCCGUCAGUUUGGUUCUCAAAGGACAGUUUGAUGCCUCAGUAAUUUUCAGUCCAGUAUGAAAAAUGUUCACACGUGUUAUUAAUACUUUUAGUUCUGCUACAACUUCUGCUGCUGCUAAAAGAUCUGAGUGUUAAUUUUCCUGUCCUUUUUUGGUAUCAAAUCAGGGUCCCCUUUUCUCAUCAUCUGAUACCAAAAUACUCCAAACUGCUUUAAUUGUCUACUAUAAUAAUAACUCUUUUAAAAUGUUUUUUUUUUGGUUCCUGAUGGUUAGGCCUGUCGCGAUAAUCAAUAAAUCGCCUUAUCGCUCGAUAAAUAAAAACGAGGUCGAUAACUUUGCCAGCCUCGAUAAUUGACGUGCGUUUGUUUUCCUCCUCUCUCGCUACCAAACACGCUGGAUGAGAGAAGAGGUCUCACUCUGCGCAUUGUUCUCGGCACCUGGGGGCGUUGGCUCUAUAGCGGAAUGAACAGAGUUAGUGAACCCUCCUGUCAGUCAUUCAGUGUCUUUGUCACGAGGGGGCCGGCGCGCACAGGCACACAGACACAGACUUUUUGGAUACAGUGCUGCAAGUGAGCGUCGUGAGUGAAAAGCAAGCUAACAGAAUGAACACGACAGCUUUGGUGUCUGAACCGAACGCAACAGCCCAAGUGUGGGAAUAUUUCGGCUUUAAACCAGUUUUGUUUUCGUCAACCACAAAACCCCACGUGUGUGUGUGCGCGCGCGCGGGCGCGUGUGUGUCUGUGUGUUGGAGGAGCACAGCAGGCUGAUGAGAGCUGUCAGAGCGGACAGAAGCUGCUCCUAUAUGUUUAGCGUUUAACUGACUGAGUUUUGCAACUCUGUUCGUCAUUUUCGUCUCGUAAACGCACUUUCGUCUCGUCACAUUUUAGUCAUCUCCGACUUAUGUUUAGCUCGUCAAAGUUACGUCUUCGUCGUGGGAGAAAAGGGAAAUAUUUUAGUCAACGAAAACAAGCAGUGUUGUUCUCGUGUGGAAAUUAGAGUUUAUCACUUUUGACAUGGUGUACUCGCAUUAUUAUGCCAUAUAAUAUCAUUAUCUAUAAUUUAAAAAAUGGUGUCAAUAAUAUCGUUUAUCGGCGAUAAUUUGUAGCACAAUUAUCGUCCAGCAAAAUUUGUUAUCGUGACAGGCCUACUGAUGGUCAGUUUUGACUAUUUCUGAUGCAUUUCUGGUAGUUUGGGAAUCUAGACAUUGAUUUGCCUUUUGGGACAGUGUUGAGAAGAUUUUGUUUCAUUUAAAACAUUGAUUCAGGACAGAUUGUUUGCUGCACUUUGAUGCAAAUAUCCUUUAUAAGAGAUAAAUAAAUAAAUCAUCACCAUGCAACCAACAGUGGUGUGCCUGCUUUGGCUCUUCACAUGAACUGUUUGUCCUGCAUACGCCUAAACUUUCUGAGGUGUGAUUGGUUGACACUACUUGGACAACAAACAAAGUACAAAUGGGAACCAGAACACUCUCCAUACUGGAUUGAACAGAUUUGACUUUUUUAUGUAGAAUCUGUAUAUAGGGAUUAGAACUUGUACAGCCAUCAAAAUAAGAUACUAAACCUUCUGGGCUCAACAGUGGAUCAUCGCCCACACUCUCAGUCUGAGGAAGGGUUCACAAAUUUUCAAGCCAAACUGAAAACAGUAUUAAGUUAGCCAUUUUAAACUGCAGUAGAUUUGGUUGAUGUAAACCCUCAGCUUUCCAAAACUAGCAGAAAGACAGAAAGAUAUUUUUGAAGUCUAGUAAAAGUGGUGAACUUAAGAAGUAGCUCCCUGCAAAUACUGAAAAAAACUAUUAAUAUUCCUCAGACUGUUUAAUUUCACACAAUCAAAUAGAAAUGCUCAUCAUUUUUGUCAUUUCUUGGAUCUUUGAUUGUUUGGUUUGUCAAAUGUUAGACCGCUAAAAAAUGUUAAUUGUUUCUAAAAGAUCAUAGCAAUAUUUUAAUAUUUAUUUAAUGUGACUAUCAGAUAAAAAAAUGUUACAUGAAUAGAAGUGAUCACAUUUUAAUGGCAAAUUCAAAUGAAUGUUUGACAUUUCUUUCUAGUUUGCAAGUCACUGAAUAAAUUAAUGAUCGCAGCUGUAGUUAAAAUUCACAUCAUGGCACAUUUCUCUAAUGUGUGUGCCUAUAUCAGUUUAUAACACCCAUCAUCUUUUUUACACACCAGGCCUGUUCUUUCCCGUUCACAGAUUAGCAUCUUCAUGACCCAUCUGUCCAACUAUGGAAACGACCGCCUCGGCCUGUACACCUUUAAGAGCCUGAUGAUGUUUGUCCAGACGUGGACCAACCUGAAGAUGCAGACGCUCCCACCUGUUCAGCUAGCACAGAAAUACUUCAGCCUGUUCCCCUCCGAGAGAGAUCCCCUCUGGCAGGUAGGAACUGCAUGUUGAUGAUUAUAUUUCACAUUUAAAAAGUUAUUUUUAUUUUUUAGUGCUAGACCCAAACUUGCUCCCAGCACUCUUCUCUGGUAGCUUUUGUCCUGUAAUGCUGCAGCAGUGACAUUGGAGUUCAUUAUGGUGAUCUGACACACACACUCUUUCUCCGUGGACAAUAUAUCAAACCGUGUUAGCUGAUUAGUGACGUGAGAAGACUUUGAUUUAUCAGUAAUGAAACAGAAAUGUUAUCCUUACAUGUUUUAUUAAAGGCCUUUCUUUGUUAAUGAUGUUAAAAACUGGGAAAAUCAACGAUUGUCUGCUAUUCCUUCGAUCUUUAAAUAUAGAUAUUUCCUAGAAUUAAGUGGAAAUGACAUUUUAAACAAAAGAUGGUUUAUCUUUCGUGGCUACAGGAUCCUUGUGAGGACAAAAGGCACAAGGACAUCUGGUCCAAAGAGAAAACAUGUGACCGCUUCCCCAAGCUGCUUGUCAUUGGGCCUCAGAAAACAGGUGAGGCGCUGCAGUGCUUCAGCACUCCCUAUGGGAGGAAUCUGGAAGUGAUUGUACAAGAACGUGUUUGCUGGCUGAUUUAUCAUGUUUAAUGCUGUUUAAUUGAACUGAGGUUUAAUGGUUUAUUUGAAAUAAAAGGCCUCAGUUAGAUUUUAGUUCAAAUAGUAGAGCUUAAUGUGAUUUCUUUUGUGGCUAUUUUUAUCUUCACAGUGCUUUUUUAACAUGAUGCACUUCUUUCAACCUCUUGCUCCUUUUCCCUUUUAUCUGUACAUAUUUUCAAAACUACUUGUUUUUAUGUCUUCGUUCAGGAACAACUGCUCUCUACCUGUUCCUCGGUAUGCACCCUGACCUGACCAGCAACUACCCCAGUAAAGAGACCUUUGAGGAAAUCCAGUUCUUUAACGGACACAACUACCACAGAGGCAUUGACUGGUAAGUAAACCUCUAAAACCCUGACAGUGCAGUGGCUGCGCUGAAUACUUUACCUCAUUAUUUAACCAUUCGGAAAUCUCUGAUAAUAGUGAAAUGGAAUUUGUGUUUUCUGAUUUGAUGUGAGACGUUUCCUUUGGUUUUGACAUUCUCUAGUUAUUUUGUACCCUAUUUUUACUGACUUCAUUAUCUUUCUCUCUCUUUCUUCUUGUUUCAGUCACUGAAAGCGUCUAACUUCAGGCUAAAUAAUUUAGUUUUCAUAAUCACCACACAAACACAAAGCAGUUUGUCAGUGGAUAUUAAUGUCUUUUAAAAAUUAUAACUCCUCCUGUGGGCACUCAUUAGAGGAGGCUGGUGUAAAAACAUGUAACGAUCGUUGAUGAUGAUGAAACACUGGUGUAAUAAGGUAAAGAUUGUCUUUACAGGGCCACUUGUAAGUGCUAAUAAAUGUUGUACAUCAAUUAGCGAUUGAAAAAAGAGUCUUGCGUGUACAACAGCAUCUGUUUGAAAAUCUGAAAAUAAUGCUCAUAACUGUUGAACACAGCAAAGAAUAAUAGGUGGAAUUUUAUAGCCUGUAGCAGUUAUGGUUGUUGUUGCUCAAAUUAACAUACUCACAUUGAACUUGGUGAUCUAAAUUCAUGUUUUUCCUAUCUUAAUUUAGGGAUUCAGGUUAUUUAAGAAAAAAAAGCCUUAAAUACAAACAUUUUAUCCUAUUUUGACUUUGCUUUUACUAUUAAGAUGGCAGGGGAUGCUUUUUGAAGAGCAAAUGAAAUGCAGAAUUCAAACUGGUCGUUAUGCCAAAGCCUUAUGUGACAAAUUCAGUCUUCAGUUUAAUUUCCAAAAGCAAAGUGAAAUCAGUGAACACCGUUUUGUGUCUUUUCUUCAUGUCUCAAUGAGAUGCUUAAUGCAUCAUAGCGUGAAAAGUCCCAGCUCAACGUUUACUUGGCACUCCUCACAUUUCUGUGAGUGGGCUGCCCAAAUAUUAACAUUGUACCGUGUUGGUAAAUAUGUUGCUGUGUGUGAGGUGAUGAGCUGUUGCACAUGGUUGACCACCCACACAGUGUGCAGAGAAACCAUCCCUAUCUGUAGAGCGCAAACUGGAGCGGAUCAACCACAUGUUUGUGUGUUUUUUUUGUGUGUGUGUUUGUUGUGUGCCAGGUACAUGGAGUACUUCCCUUUGCCCUCCAACACCAGUUCAGACUACUAUUUUGAGAAGAGUGCCAACUACUUUGACUCCGAGGUUGCUGCUCAGAGGGCUGCAGCUCUCCUACCGAAAGCCAAGAUCAUCACCAUCCUCAUCAACCCUGCUGACAGAGCGUACUCUUGGUACCAGGUCUGUCAUUGGGAACCUUCAGACGAUACAAAAAACUCAUAACAUAAAACAUUCAAAGUCUACUGCUCAGACAGUUUGAAUACUGAGCUCUUUUCUCUGCCUGCCAACAGCACCAAAGAGCUCAUGAUGAUCCAGUGGCGUUGAAGUACUCCUUCCACGAUGUCAUCACAGCAGGCCACGAUGCUCCAGUCAAACUACGGGUCCUUCAAAACCGGUGUCUGGUUCCAGGCUGGUACGCCGUACACCUCGAACGCUGGCUCAACUACUACCACUCCAGCCAGGUACUGUACUUUAGGUGUUUUAAUUCACACAAUGAAGGAUAGCAUGCAGCUACUGUAAUGACACUAGUGUUACAACUUCAAGACCUACAAUGUUCGCUCGAGUUAUGACUACAAAAUCUUCUCCCAUUAAGUAAAUCACACGUAUUUUCUUUUAGCGUAGUUUGGGGUAAAACAUGCUUGUUUACUGUACAUUUACUUAACGAUGAGAAAGAGGAGCUGCUCUGUGCAGGGUUCCUAUGCAAGUAUGGAAAAGUAUGGAAGUAAUUUGAUCAAUUUCCAGGUCUUAAAAAGUAUGGUAAAUGAAAAAUAAAGUAUGGAAAUAUUUAUGUUCACAGACUAUAUUACCUAUACCUAUAUACCUACUAUAUUAUAAAAUACUGUUUACUAAAAUAGAAAAGUCGGUAUUCCCAAAAAUAAUUCUUAAAAGUAGGGUAUGGAAAUACCAACUGUGUAGGGACGUGCUCAGGAAAAAAACAAAUUCUUGUUCCCCUAAAAAAAACCGAUAUGUCAGCGAAGACAAAGAAGUAUGGUCAGAAAAUUCCUCUCAUAAUGAUUCGACAAUAAUGAAACUGUGUUGCCUGUGUGUCUUUCUCAGUUGUUAGUCUUGGAUGGACAGAUGCUAAAGACUGAACCUGCUUCCAUCAUGGAUAAAAUCCAGAAAUAUUUGGGCCUGACAAACAUCAUCAACUACCACAAGAUCCUGGCGUGAGUAUCUCUCUGCACUUUAAACCCUCGCUCUGUUAAUUUCAAAUUAAUCCUUAGAUAAAUAAUGCUACUUUGCCAAGGGCACCAUCAAUGUAAAUAAAAUGGACAUAAAUAAAUGAACAGUUUGUGUGUGUGUUUGUGUGUUUUUUACAUGUAACUAUUUUAAUUGGAAAAAUUUUGUGUGGAUUUUAAAUGAACGAAACGCUCUGCACCUCCCUGAACAUUAUUACAUAUCUGUUAUGAAUAGGUUUGACCCUAAGAAAGGCUUCUGGUGUCAGCUGCUGGAGGGGGGAAAGACCAAGUGUUUGGGAAAGAGUAAAGGGCGCAGGUACCCUGACAUGGACCCUGAGGUAAGAUCACAUGCUGAGUUUUUACUUUUAGAGAGAGCUAAAAUUGUGCGUAAACACUUGACUUUUGGGGCUAAUUUAACAUUUUUUUUUUCUACAUAUUUUUAUGCCGUACCCCGUCUUACAUUUACCUCUUCUUUAGUCCCAGGCAUUCCUCAGGGAUUACUACAGGGAUCACAACAUCGAGCUGUCCAAGCUGCUCUACAGGAUGGGUCAGCCGCUGCCCAGCUGGCUCAGAGAGGAGCUGGUCCACACCAGGUAGCAGCACCACAGGGGGAGAUCCGAGCCCCACAUAAUGAGCCACCACUCAACCUGCUGGAAGACACCGACACUUAAGAUCGCAAACAGUUUUUACAGAGACUAGAACUCAAACUUAACUGUGAUCUUCCCACAUGAACAAGAUGUCUGUGGAUGGUAGUGUCAGCAGCUGCCUGGGCUUUCAGAUGCGGCUGCUUCCCUGCAGGACAAACCAGGACCACAAUGCUGGCCUCAGCUGUGACCUGUAGAAAGACAGGCUCAGUGAUGCACAGGAGGGUCCAUCAGUGUUUGAUAAUCAGCCUUUGCUUUCCUCGAUAAAAAACCUCUUCUCUUUGCAUGGACUUCAUCUUGAAAUUCAAAGGAAUGAGGAGAGAAGGAGCUCGAAGAAGGAGGUCACCUGUGUCUUCAUGUUUGAGCUGUGCUGUUCGGAGAGCAUUUAAAAAGGCAGCAUUUACAUUGAAUACGUGGACUGAAGCCUGAUUGACAGAUGCCUUUUAUUUAAGAAGAGAAGGGGACAUCUGGAGUCUUGACUCAGGCUGCAUGUCGUAGCCUUACUCGAUAGGCCUUGGUAGAAUCUAGUUAUCGCAUUUACAAGUGCCAGGACAGAAUCUUCGUUAAAAUAUUACCACAUGGACAUAUUUUGAGGGUUCUUUUUUUAAAGUUUUGUUUUCUUUACUCAGAUUUUGUUUUAACAUUUUUAUAAUGCUGAUGGCAAUGCAUUAAAGUAGAAUGUACCAAAACUAAAACAUCUUAGCUCUGUUUUCUCCUAUAAAUAAGGUGUACAGUAUGCUGGUUUUUGAACAUUACCUGCUCAACCUCCUCUGUGGUCAGUUUCAUGACCACUGAAUUUGCUACAGCAGGUAGAGAAAGAGAGAGAGAGAAAGAGAGAAAUCGAAAGCACAAUAUUUAAGGCACUCAAGCGAGCAUUAAUUCUGAACAUACAGGUUACUGGAAAGCACACUACCGAAAUGGCUCCCGCUACAAUCUGUGAAGAAGAUCAUAAGCUAGCUACUGUAUGUUAUCUUAACACUCUGGUCUGUGAGAUUCAGAAAGUGUACAGAACAAGAUUGUGCAUUUCAAACCUUUUUUUUUUUCACCAUUGGGAUAUCUUUUUUUUUUUGUCAAAACUGUAUAUUUUGUCAUAUUUUGUUCCAUUUCAGUUCCUAGAUGAGUUCUGGGGGAUAAACGCUGUCUCUGGGGGGGAAAAAAAGUCACCAGGAGAACCAACAGAACGCCCAGAGAGACCAUAGAGACUUCAAGGUGUUACCACUGCAACUAGAUGUCAAGCAUAGAUAACAAAAAGCUGCUCUUACUGCAAUAGUUUUGUACAAUGUUCUGAUGUAAUAACAAUGCACAUGUUGGUCCUCUUAUUUCCUGACUUUGUAAUGUACAUAAAAUGCAACCUUCAGUAGACCUAAAUUAUUGAAUGUGUUUGGGUUUACACUCAUCAGCCCAUUCCCGUAGUGUGAAACGUCAGUGCUGUGCUGAGGGGAGUUUGGAUUCUUUCAUUGUAUGGAGGCGUGUCGCUACGAUUGUUUUUCCUCUCACUGCCAACUAUUGUACGCAGGUACUGAGUCUCUCCAUUUAAAGUAUUAAGUGAUAACACAUAACAGCGAUGAUGGUACUAAUCUCCUGGACUGUAUGAUAAAGAUUUGUAAUUGUUGUCAAUAAUUUUUACAGUGUAACUAAUAUUGUCGGUGCUUUUUAAUUUGCAAAUAAAACACCACUGUAUUUUUCAGUAGAUAGAUCUUUUUCCUUUCUUAAAA
This is a messenger RNA of Xyrichtys novacula (pearly razorfish), 53630 nucleotides long. The record is from the annotation of a GenBank genome assembly. Lineage: Eukaryota; Metazoa; Chordata; Actinopteri; Labriformes; Labridae.